UGGGGCUGGCUGGUGAUGCUGGCGGCCAUGUGGUGCAACGGGUCGGUGUUCGGCAUCCAGAACGCUUGCGGGGUGCUCUUCGUGUCCAUGCUGAAGACCUUCGGCUCCAAAGAUGAUGAUAAGAUGGUCUUUAAGACAGGUGAGGCGCGGCGCCCGCCGAGGCCAGCCUGGGGGACCCGUAUGGGGCCCCAGAGCGCAUUCCGCGUGUGAGGUGUGAGCUGUACCCGACCCCGAGUACGUGCGUCGGUGAGUCCUCGUGCCAGAGGGUGCGAGUGGGGGGGUCUGUCGGGAUGCUGACAGAGCUUGCCGUUUCUGGGGCUUCGGGGUGCCUGUCUUUAUGUGGAAUCCAGCUGCAGAGCUGUGUUUGCAAGCAGGUGGCAGAACUUACGUGCCGAGAUCGUCCUCCUUUCCCCUCCGCAGAGUAGACGCUAACAGCCCACAGGAUCCCUUCCCUUUAGUGUAUAAAAACAAACAGAACCCCAGAACCUUCAACCCCAGACGUCACAGUGUCGUUUUUGUGGUCUCUUUCGUGACUAUGCCUUUUGUGUAGUUGUACAUCUGCCUACUGGGCCGCAGAGGGGUGUGAGUAUGUUGGCGGGGCGGGGGGUGGAGUUUGGCGAAAUGAAAGAGAUUUGUACGAAGGUCACUGGAGUUCCGAAGGGGGCCCUGGAAGAGUCACGGUUCCGUGCCUUCCCUCCGCCCCCGCUUUGCCCACUGUGCUAAAUGUAGAAAGUAUGGGAGGCAGCCGGAUUAGGGACUAGGAAGAGGAAGGUGAGGGGUUGCCUCUUCCCUCUUCCUCUUGUGUUUUUUGACACUUUUAAAACCAUACAGUAAAUUAGAUAUAAAAGGUGCAGAUUCAGUAUUUUCUCCCUGAAGAGCAUUAUUAAGACUUUUUUGGCUGAUUAGGCAAAAACAAGUCUAAGCCCUUCUGCAUGACACUUUAACAUAAAUUAUUUCAUUUUAUCCUGCAAGGUGAGUGCUGUCAAUCCCAUUUAGGUGAGAAAAUAUAGCUCAGUGAAAGUGUCUUGGUGGGUAGCAGAAUGGCAAUAAAACAUGUAUCAACUGACUUCAAGGGCUAAGUGAUUUCCAUUACUAAAUCAGACUCCUUCCCUGUCAUUUGGGGUAACUUUAUAUGAUUAAUAGUCUUGUUUUUAACCUUGAUUUUCUAUUAUUUUUAGAGUGAAUAUUCCUUAGGUCUUUAGUAUGUAUACACGGAAUGGGCAAGACUGUAAUAAAUUCUAAGGCAAAGAGUCUCACUCGGUCACCCAGGCUGGAGUGCAGUGGUGCGGUCAUGGCUCACUGCAACCUCUAUAAAGUUACAUUAUUUCAAAGAAAUUGAACCCUUUGAGGCCAUGAAACACUAUUUCUUUUCUCUGUACUUCUUGUUUUUGGGUUUUGCUUCACCACCAAUUUAUGACUACCAAAACCCUACAGAUCCCAUAAUUAACUCACAGCUGCCAUCUUGCCACCAUAGAUAGAAUGGGAGCUGGUGGUGAAUGGAGAAUAGAAAAACUAAUAGACCACAAGCUUUUUGGACCACUGUGUUAUUGCUGAACAAUAACCCAGCCCCUUCACUUUACAGGUAAGUAAACAAGCCCUAGGGACUCAGCAGUGAAUCUGUGUCUUAGGACUUCAAAUCUAGUGCCCUUUCUGUUGUACUUCAAAGACAGAACAGGAGGGAGAGCAAAGCCAAAUUAUUGACAUUUUAGGAGCUGCUUUUUAAGGAAGGAUAGGACAUUGGACUUGGUGUCAUUAUCAUGUUAAGUUAUAAAUUUUUAAAAAUGCUACCACCCCAAAACAAAAAUAGGUAAAAGAUAUGAAUAGGCAAUUCACCAAAAAAGAAAUACAAUAGACAUGAAAGAAUACCCAACAUAAUUAAAGAAAUGUAAGUAGCAAAUUUCUAUUGGUAUCUCAAGAGAAAACAUUUACCUCUGAGCUUUAUUAUUCAGACCAUUGGCCUCACAGGGCUUCUUGUUGACGAUCUACCCUAACUUUAGAAAAUGUAAUUGUAACAGGAAGAAAAUGAAUGCAAAUGAUAAAAGACGAAGUAUGACUUGCUCAAUAAAUUUUAUGAAAGUUAUGGUAGUUUUAAACCUCUCUUUAUUCAUUCCCUCCAGUUCUGUCUAGCACCUAUAAAGAUGAAUUAUUUCAGGUCGUGUGUGGCAUUGAUGGACCACUAUGCAGAAAGCUGUGAAGGGCUCAAAGCAGUUGAGAAUAGGUAUCACGACUUAAUUUUACCUGCCUUUCCUGCCACACACAACCAGAGAAGCUGGUUCAUCUCUGACUGAGGAAAUAUUUUCAUGCUUCUUUAGAAGAUUUUGCAGGGUUCUCAGGAAGACAAAGCCAAAGAACAAGAACAGUCAAAGUAGGACCAGGACCAAAAGUCUGAGGUCACACUGGAAGGUGUUGUGCUGAAGGAGGCAGGGAUGGGACUUUGAAAUGAAGCCAAGUGCAUUCCAGUAAAGCCAAGAUUAAGGGGACUGAGUGGGUUUUCUGUCGUUGGCAAGCAAUGUGCCAUAUCUUUGAAGGGCUAAGCUAGCCCAGGAGUUCUGAUAAGAGCUCUGAACUUAAUAUUGCUGACACAAAAACAGGCUUUCUCAGAUCCUAUUUGGAAGUAAACAGGGUAAAAGUUAUAAAUAGUGUUGCUUUUUAAAGUUGAUUAUAUAUUUUAGAGGUGGGUCAGUCAGAUCAUAUAGAGAUGCUUCAUUCUAACCCUUUGUAGCAAGAAUUGGCAAAAAUAUUCUCUAAAGAGCCGUUUAGUAAAUAUUUUAGAGUAGGCUGCAUAGUCUCUUUUGCAGCUACUCAGCUUCAUACAACGUGUAAACAAAUAGGUGUGACUGUAUUUUAGUAAAACUUUGUUGGACACUAACAUUGGAAUCUUACACCAUUUUUAUAUGUUUUGACAUAUUCUUUUGAAUUUUUUCUAGCAAUUUCAAAAUGUAAAAGCAUUUUUAGCUUGUGAGGUGUAUAAAAAUGAGCAGUGGGCCAUAUUUUGCCUGCAGGCCAUAUUUUGCUGAUCUUUGCUCUAUAGCAUCACUGCCAGUAGAAAUAAUGCUAGCCGUGUAUUAUGGACUAAAUGUUUGUAACCCUCAAAAUCCAUAUGUUGAAGCUCAAACCCCUGGUGUCGCAAUAUUUGGAGAUGGGACCUUGAAGGAUGUACUUAAGGUUGAAUGAAGUCACAAGGAUGGGGUCCUGAUCUGAUAGGAUUAGUGUCCUUAUAAGAAGAAACACCAGAUACACUCAUUGAGGAAAUGCAGAACGUUGUAACUUUGCUGGUUUGGAAACCAUAAUACUGGCAGGCUUGCUGGUCUUCAUUUUUCUUAUUUUGAAUGUCUUCUUUCAAGUAUUUUAUGUAUCCAGACCCAAUUUUUAUAAGGAAAUUUCUUUUGAAUGGUUAGGUGAAGUCUUUAAUUGUGAAGUUGGCUUAAACCAUUAAGUAGUAUAAAUGGGGACAUUCAUCUUAGAAAUUAACUUGAAAUGUAGACUAGAAAUAUAAAAAAUGUGGUCAUGACUAAUGCCUGUAUCCAUUUCCCAAAAAAGGGAUUUGUACAUGUCCUCACAUUGCAGAACUACAUUGACAGUCAGGGAAACAUGCUGACAUCAUUCUUCCAACAUCCUUAGUUUGGGUUUCAUGAAGCAUUUUUCCCAUUUCUCCUUUUUCUCAGAGAAAUGUAAUCCUUUCUCAGAUUCUUGGAAAAAUGAUUAAGACUUUUUCUUGGGGGUAUAUUUAUAAUAAUAGGCAUAUAUCUAGUCUGAAAAGUGAUCAUCAACAUUGUUUUACUUAAAAAAACCUUGCAUCAGCAUUGUUUAAAAAUAUAUAUAAGUAUGCAAAAAAGUAUGCUACAAUCAGAGGUACUUAUUAGAGUUGUCAAAUGGCAAUUCUUCAUGUCAUUUUUAGAAAUUUAACUUAGAUUGUAUAGACUAGUUCAGGCUUAGAUAACUAUGGAAGCCUUUGCACUUUCAAAUAUGCUUUUUUAUAGUUAAGUUUCUAUACAACAUACAUUUUAUAACCAAAAUGGAAGUGAAAUGCCAAAAUGGCAGUAGAUUCUGUUAAUGUGUGCAUCCCUCCAUUCCAGAAUUCCAAAAAAAAUCAGACAUAAUGACUUUCAUUUGUAUUUUAUAUUAUUAGAUUUAUCGAUAUAAAAUUGCUCUUUUAAACUGCUCUUUCUAAACACUCUUUGUUUCUUUAGUUAUCUUGUGAACUGCUAAUAGUUUGCAGACUGGUACCCAUCCAUGAACUACAUUAAGCAUUGGUCUAGAUGACUUUCACUUAUACCACGAGCCAGAAGAAUACUGUAGAUUAUUUGGCUGUUUUUUAAAAAGAGAAUGAACAUCAUGUCAUAGUAUUGGUUAUUAAUAUUUGAGCAAGAUAUUAGGGUUGUCUCAAUGUCUCAAUCAUUGCAGAGUGGUGUGUGUGUGUGUGUGUUUAAGAAUUGAUUUGGAAACAGUUAUCUUAAGGUGUUAGGAUUAUUUUUAUUCUUUAGUACUUAUGGUAUAAACUGAACCCCACUGAAAUAGAGCUUAUUUUGAUAUAUAAUUUUUCAAGUUAUUUUUUAUAAGUCUGUGGAUAGAUAGCAGUCAAGUAGGAACUUUAUUUCCCUAAUAGAAAAAAUAUAUAUAAAGCAUUUUUGUCAAAUAUUUCUGUUGCAUUUAUUCAUUCAAAGUGUAUUUAGAAUGUUUAUUUCCAGGAAAUUUUGGAAUAUAUAAUACAACCUGUUUCUUAUGACUCCACUUUAAGUGAGCCAUAGGUCACAUAAUGAUCAGCAAAAUAUAAGUACACAUUUGCCUCUCACUCCCUGCUGGAGAAAUUGAGGCAGUCUAGUAACCCUGUAGGCCUGGAUUAGUCCAGUUCAUUGGCACCAGCGUUAUCAAGAUUUUAUUGUGGUCAGCCACGGUGGCUCACGCCUGUAAUCCCAGCACUUUGGGAGGCUGAGUUGAGCCAAGCACUUGAGCCCAGGAGUUCAAAACCAGCCUGGACAACAUAGCAAAACCCUGUCUCUACAAAAUAUAUAAAAUUAACUGGGCAUGGUGGCAUGUGCCUGUAGUCCCAGCUACUUGGGAUGCUGAGACAAGAGGAUCACUUGAGCCCAGGAGGUUGAGGCUAUGGUGAGCUGUGAUUGUGCCACUGCACCCCAGCUUUGGUGAUACAGUGAGACCCUGUCUCAAACAAACAAAAAAGAUUAUAUUGUGUUUUGAAAUACAUAGUUUUUAGAGAAAUUCUGUGUUAUUCUUUUAUUUCCAUUUACAGCUUGGUUUAAAGAAACUUUAUGGAAAGCUACAGACUAACCUCCCUUUCCUUUGAUUUUUUUCCAUGUUAUAGCAGAGAACCAGCCAGGGCCAGAUUCCUGGGCAUGUGACCUCUACAGUAGAGAAGGGCUUUUCUCAGAAAGGUCUCAUAAUUAGUGCUCUGUCAGUGUCUUGAAUAUUCUUAAUAAUUUUAUAUUUAGUCUUGCUUUGUAAGCUAAGCCCAGUGGGCCAAUGGAGGCAGUUCUAGGGGUUUGGGUUUGGCUCAUGUGAGGUACCUCCUCCUUACCUCCCCAGGAUGGGCGUUGGUAGCUGGCUUCCUGUACCCUUGUACCCCAGGCUUUUCUCGACCCCCACCCCAUGUUCACUGUUGCCUUCACCUGGGGUGACAACUGGAUCACGUGGGAGAGGAGGAAACCUGUGUUCUGCUGUCACCCUCCUUCACCUCUUCCUGGAUCCUGGGUACAAGCUCAGGGCGGGUUGGGAUCAGUUGUCUGUGGCUCACAGUGUUGGGGGAAGUGAUGGUGGUCAUUUUAUCCCAGGCUGGCAGCAUGCUGGUAUAUUGAUGGGCAGCUGCUGGAAUAAUGGUUUGUCCUGGACCUGGACCUGACUCUGUAUCUUGGCUUUAAUCUAGUCCACUUCUCAGCAUUCCUUGGAAGCCCACCUAAACUGCAGAGACGAAGAAGAAUAUGCUUAGAGAUUUUAAAGAUGGAACCCAGUAUGCUGACUAUCAAUUGGAAAGGAGUUCAGAUUCUGGAUGGGUUAAGUCACUGAUUUUCCAGGCAAGUGGAACUUUAAUGCCUGUUGGACCUGCUAGCGCUGUUUCUCCACUGUGGGCUGGCUGGGGAGGAACACUUGCCUUUAAAGAACUCCGUGCUCUUUAAAGCUUCCAGAGCACAAUUGAGAUCCUUGAGGUACAGUUCUUCCAUGCAGACCUAGCACCUGCUUUAGGUAAGGGCUCUUGUACUGAGUUCUUACUGGAUUUUUAUCAUGUUUAGUGCAGCUUCCUGCUUCUUCAAAGAGAACUGGUGGGUUCUGUUUUAGGCUUUUCUGUUUUGGUGGGGGGGGGGGCGUGCCAAACCAUAUUAACAAGGGGAGUGGGGUUGAUAAAGCGGUGGUGAAGAAGAUGAAAUGCAACGUCCUCGGCCAGACCAGGAGCUCACCUCCCAGGCCCUGCCGUGCAGGUGCUGAAAACUGUUUUAGGCUUUUCUGCAUGGUUGAAGUUUACUCUUAGUGGCUGACCGUCAUCCACCCUCUUGACAGGGGUACUGACAAUAAUCACUGUUGGUAUUUUAUUUACUGCAAGUUCUUCAUCAUUACCGAGACUCAUUUCAUUUGGAAAAUAAACACUGCCUCAUCUGUUCAUGGUAUAUUUUUAUACUUGCCUUUCACUCACAUGUUGCAUAUUAACUUGCCUUCUGAAAAGAUCAACAUGAUCUUGGAGCCUAAUGUGAUCUGGAUCUUAUUACCAUGUAUGAUUUUUAUCAUCAGGUGCUGCUUUGGGCUCUGGCCCAUUUUUCCCACCUGUCAUCAUCCUAUCAGGUUGAUCUCUGCCUGGUUCCAUAGUAACUUGGCUUUUGGAGUUUUAUUUUUUCUCUAACCCACCCUUCCCUUCCCUGUCAGAUAUAAUUGUCUCAUGAGCAACUGUGCCUGAUAAUCCCAAUGUAUAGGCCAAAGCCCAGGUUGUUUUAAUGCUUGCAAGGAAGUCUCUUCAGACUACUACAGGGUAAAAGAAUCUGUUCCCUUUCAACCUCUCAUUGCUUACUGAAUCAAUUAUUUAUUUACUUGUGUAAUUCACAUCCAUGCUCAGAUAUGUGUUUGGUUUUCCUCUGAGACUGUGGCUCCCUCUACACAAGGGUCUUUGUCUGGUAUUAGUCUACUUCUUCAGUGUCUAAUUUCAUGAAGCAGAAUCAGGGCAAGACCUACUGGCUGAGACUUGCUACUGCCUCAUUUAUUUGGUUUACUGUUUAAGUCCUUCAGCCAGGAAAUGAUAGUAAUAUUUGCCUGAUUCUUUUACAUUCCAAUAGAUGGAUAACCAGGAACAGUUCCUAAAUAUUCUGAUGUAGGUAUAAGGGGCAAUCGGAGCCUGAAUCUGAGCCCCUUGGCAGGGAUGGUUUCCCUGGGUUACUGGAUUUGAGUCUUUGUCCUCCUUCAUACUAACUUCUGUGACCCUUGGCUCAAGGAGUCCUUUCUUACCUAAAUACCCUCCUGAAGAAAGUGCUGAUAUUCAUCAGAAAAAAAAUGUAGGGUUUGUGUUUUGUUACCACCAGGGAGACACUGACCUUAAUCCUCUCCCCUCUUCUUUUCCUUAAAAAAUUUUUAAAAAAAUAUUUUAUUGCACUUUAGGUACUGGGGUACAUGUGAAGAACAUGCAGGAUUGUUGCAUAGGUACAUACAUGGCAAUGCAGCAAACCUUUUAAAAUUUUCAAGAAUCCUCAGAAUUGAGGGUCAGUACUGGAUCAGAAGGGACAGAAAAGUCAGCCAGUCAAAGGUGAGAAAGGGGCCUUGGGUUCCAGUGUUCUACUUCAGAGGGCUUGAGAGCCACAUUAAGAGCAAACCAAAUACUCUGAGGUGCUGAGAAAAAAUUGCUCUAAAUCCAGGAUGAUUUCAUCAUAUGACAUGAGAUGAAGGAGUUCGUGAUUAGUAAUAGGCUUUUUGAUUGGCAGGAAGUAAGUAAACUGUAGGUAAUAGGAUUGGCCAUAGAAAUAUAGGAAACUCUAUGCUUUCAAAUCCUGUGAAGUUAGGACUGAACCAAAUUAUUUGGGGUUCAUUGGUGGCUAAGAAAUUAACUUUUUUACUUAUAGUUAGAAAAAAAUUUUAAAGAAUUUUUAUUAAUUCUUCCCCAGAAUAGUAAUUUUUAAAAAUUUUAUUUAUUUUUAAUGUUUGGGAAACUUUAUAUUUUUCUUUUUUUAAAUUAUACUUUAAGUUUUGGGGUACAUGUACAAAAUGUGCAGAUUUGUUACAUAGGUAUACACGUGCCAUGGUGGUUUGCUGCAUCCAUUCCCCGUCAACUACAUUAGGUACUUCUCCUAAUGCUAUCCCUCCCCUAUCCCCCCACCCUCUGCUGUCCUGCCCCUGACCCCCCACCCCCUGCUAUGCCUCCACUAGCCUCCCACCCCCAACAGGCCCUGGUGUGUGAUGUUCUCCUCCCUGUGUUGAUGUGUUCUCAUUGUUAAAUGCCCACUUAUAAGUGAGAACAUGUGGUGUUUGGUUUUCUGUUCUUGUUUCAGUUUGCUGAGAAUGAUGGUUUCCAGCAUUAUCCAUGUCCCUGCAAAGGACAUGAACUCAUUCAUUUUUAUGGCUCCAUAGCAUUCCAUGGUGUAUAUGUACCACAUUUUCUUUAUCCAGUCUAUCACUGAUGGGCAUUUGGGUUGGUUCCAAGUCUUUCCUAUUGUGAACAGUGCCACAAUAAACAUAACAUGUGCAUGUGUCUUUAUAAUGGAAUGAUUUAUAGUCCUUUGGGUAUAUACCCAGUAAUGGGAUUGCUGGGUCAAAUAGAAUUUUUAUUUCUAGAUCCUUGAGGAAUCACCACACUGUCUUCCACAAUGGUUGAAUUAAUUUACACUCCUACCAACAGUGUAAAAGCAUUCUUAUUUCUCCACAUCCUCUCCAGCAUCUGUUGUCUCCUGAUUUUUUAAUGAUCGACAUUCUAACUGGUGUGAGAUGGAGUCUUGCUCUGUUGCUCAGACUGGAGUCCAGUGGUACAAUCGUGGUCACAGAUCACUGCAGCCUUGACCUCCCAGGUCAAGAGACUGUCCCACCUCAGCCUCUUGAGUAGCUAGGACUACAGGCAUGUACCAUCCCAUCCAGCUAAUUUUUGUAUUUUUUGUAGAGAUGAGGCCUGGGCUCAGGCCUCAGCUGCUAGUAUUACAGGUGUGAGUAUUACCAUGCCCAGCCAGAGUGAUUUUCCUUUGCUGAAUUCUUAAAACUUUAUUCUGGCUUAGGUAAUUGAGUAGGAAUGGCAGAGAGUAUUUUAAGUUUAAUCUUUAGCAUUACAUAAAAGCAAAUCUCUACAAACAUGAAGUAGAAAAUGUUCUUUACAGACUUUCUAUAGGAAAAAUAAAUGUUUAUAGAGUCUGCUUAUCAACUGUUUGUUCUUCCUACCUCUGCAGUUUCAUCCAUUGAUAACUGUCAGAGUUCAAGUUCAGUUCAUUGUACAGUUUCUGGGAAUUUUCCUUACUGUUAAUUAGUAAGACUUUGAAUCAUUAAAUGCUGAUGCCUACAUGGCACAAUUCAUUAAAGACAGUCAUACUUUAACCUUCAUACAGUUUUAUGGGAAGGUGAACUACAACUAGGAAAGUAUCUUAUUAAAGUAUUUUGCAUUUUACUAACAAAUUUAUUUAAACCCUGAAUUAGUCUUUAUUUUUGUUUCCAAAUUCUCAGUAACAUCUCAGUAGAUCUGUGAAUUCUGCCAAAAGAUGUAUUUUAAUCUGGGGGGGACUCAAGAUGGCGCUGUGAGAACAACCCAGGAUUGAAGCUCUCAGUGAAUGCACAGAGAGGGUGAGUCAGGGCUGCAUCUCCAGACGGAUCUUUGUUGCCCACAGAACGGGGAAAUUCCCAGGUAUAAAAGAGACAUGGGAUGCCAGGCAGAGGUAUUGGCUGGUGCAGCCGGCAGCCAGUGCAGCCGGUGGCUGGCGCUGUAGUGCAGCGGUGCUACACAGCACUCUGCACAAAGCGCACUGGUCCAGGUGCCCUGUUGAACCGGCAAUCUGAGACUUGAGAGGGCUGAACGUGAGACUGAACGGGGCUUGGACAGUGAGCCAGGCCAGGAGAUUCCAGGCAAACAGCGUUUGGGGUAGCACAGUGGGACAAACGAAAUGCCGAUUCCAAACGCUCCAGGUGGAGAGGUUCCCUGCGGGCACAGCUGAACCCAGGAUGGUGCAGCUCCGUGGGGGAGGGGCGUCCGCCAUUACCGAGGCAAUCCGCCCCUACUGAGGUACACGCCCAUUGCUGACGCAGCCUGCCGUUGCCGAGGCAACCCACUACAACAGAGAGACUCUGCCACAGGGCAUAGCCUGUGGCAGCAGGGUGGAGACCGCAGCAGCAGGGCAGAGCCUGCAGCAACAGGGCGAACCUCACACUAGCAGGGCAGAGCCUCGGCAGGCAAAUAGUGACUAGACAGCCUCCUAGCUGGGCAGGACAGCCCAACGGACACUCACAAAGAAAGUCCCAACCCCCCUGAGACAGAGCAUCUGAGAAAAAAAGGUUUUUUUUAAUGAGUUCUGCUGCAGCAGAAUUAAAUGUAGCAGCCUAACAGCCCUGAAUGAACAACAGAGCUCACAGCUCAGCACUUGAGCUCCUAUAAAGUACAGACUGUCUCCUCAAGCAGCUCCCUGACCCCUCUAUAUCCAAAAGACUGACAUUUGGCAGCCAUCAUUCUGGGACAAAGAUAGCAGAAAAAGAAACUGGUAGCAUCCCUCACUGUUCUGCAGCUGCUGUAGGUGCACCCUAGACAAGCAGGGCCUGGAGUGGACCUCAGCAGUCGUACAGUGGAGGGGCUAGACUGGUAGAAGGAAAACCAAGUAACAGAAAUACUUCAUCAUCAACAAUAUGGGUGUCCACUCAGAGACCCAAUCAAAAAGUCAGCAACUACACAGACGACAGGUGGAUAAAUCCACAAAGAUGGGAAGAAACGAGCGCAAAAAGGAGGAAAACGCCCAAAACCAGAACACCUCACCUCCUAGAAAGGACCAAAACUCCUCACCAGCAAGGGAACAAAGCUGGACGGAAAAUGACUGUGACAAAAUGACGAAAUUAGACUUCAGAAGGUGGAUAAUGAGAAACUUUUGUGAGCUAAAAGAACAUGUUUUAAAUCAAUGCAAAGGAACUAAGAACCUUGAAAAAAGAUAUGAAAAAAGAUUUCAGGAAAUGAUAACAAGAAUGGAUAACUUAGAGAGGAAUAUGAAUGAAUUAAAGGAGCUGAAAAACACAAUAUGAGAACUUCGCGAAGCAUGCACAAGUUUCAAUAGCCGAAUUGAACAAACAGAAGAAAGAAUAUCAGAAGUCGAAGAUCAACUCAAUGAAAUAAAACGAGAAACCAAGAUCAGAGAAAAAACUGCAAAAAGGAAUGAACAAAGUCUCCAAGAAAUGUGGGACUAUGUGAAGAGACCUAACCUAACCUACAUUUGAUAGGCGUACCAGAAUGUGACGAAGAGAAUGAAUCCAAGCUGGAAAAUACUCUUCAGGACAUAAUCCAGGAAAAUUUCCCCCACCUAGCAAGACAGGCCAACACUCAAAUACAGGAAAUACAGAGAACACCACAAAGAUAUUCCGCAAGAAGAGCAACCCAAAGGCACAUAAUCAUCAGAUUCAACAAGGUUGAAAUAAAGGAGAAAAUACUAAGUAAGGGCAGCCAGAGAGAAAGGUCGGGUCACCCACAAAGGGAAGCCCAUCAGACUCACAGCAGAUCUCUCGGCAGAGACACUACAAGCCAGAAGAGAGUGGGGGCCAAUAUUCACCAUCCUUAAAGAAAAGAACUUUCAACCCAGAAUUUCAUAUCCAGCCAAACUGAGCUUCAGAAGUGAAGGAAAAAUAAAAUCCUUUGCGAACAAGCAAGUACUCAGAGAUUUUGUCACCACCAGGCCUGCUUUACAAGAGCUCCUAAAAGAGGCACUACACAUAGAAAGGAACAACCAGUACCAGCCAUUCCAAAAUCACACUAAAAGUUAAAGAGCAUCAACAUAAUGAAGAUUCUACAACAACUAACAGGCAAAACAGCCACUUAGCAUCAAAAUGGCAGUAUCAAAUUCACACAUAACGAUAUUAACCCUAAAUGUAAAUGGACUAAAUGCAGCAAUCAAAAGACACAGACUGGCAAAUUGGAUAAAAAUCCAAAGCCCAUCAGUGUGCUGUAUCCAGGAAACCCAUCUCACAUGCAAGGAUACACAAGGGCUCAAAAUAAAGGGAUGGAGGAAGAUUUACCAAGCAAAUGGAGAGCAAAAAAAGCAGGAGUUGCAAUUCUCAUCUCUGAUAAAAUAGACUUUAAAGCAACAAAGAUCAAAAGAGACAACGAAGGCCAUUACAUAAUGGUAAAAGGAUCGAUACAACAAGAAGAGCUAACGAUCCUAAACAUAUAUGGACCCAAUACAGGAGCACCCAGAUACAUAAGGCAAGUUCUUAAUGACUUACAAAGAGACUUAGACUCCCACACAAUAAUAGUGGGAGACUUUAACACUCCACUGUCAAUAUUAGACAGAUCAACCAGACAGAAAAUCAACCAGGAUAUCCAGGGCUUGAACUCAGACCUGGAACAAGCAAACCUGAUAGACAUUUACAGAACUCUCCACCCCAAAUCCACAGAAUAUACAUUCUUCUCAGCACCACAUCACACCUACUCUGAAAUUGACCACAUAAUUGGAAGUAAAGCACUCCUCAGCAAAUGCAAAACAACUGAAACCAUAACAAACAGUCUCUCAGACCAUAGUGCAAUCAAGUUAUAACUCAGAAUUCAGAAACCAACUCAGAACCGCACAGCUUCAUGGAAACUGAACAACUGGCUCUUGAAUGUUGACUGGAUAAACAAUGAAAUGAAGGCAGAAAUAAAGAAGUUCUUCGAAACCAAUGAGAACGAAGACACAACAUGCCAGAAUCUCUGGGACACAUUUAAAGCAGUCUCUAGAGGAAAAUACAUAGCAAUAAGUGCCCAUAUGAGGAGAAUGGAGAGAUCCAAAAUUGACACCCUAUCAUCAAAAUUGAAAGAGCUAGAGGAGCAAGAUCAAAAAAACUCAAAACCCAGCAGAAGACAAGAAAUAACUAAGAUCAGAGCUGAACUGAAGGAGAUAGAGACACGAAAAACCCUCCAAAAAAAUCAAUAAAUCCAAGAGCUGGUUUUUUGAAAAGAUCAACAACAUAGACAGACCACUAGCCAGACUGAUUAAAAAGAAAAAAGAGAACAACCAAAUAGAUGCAAUAAAAAAUGAUAAAGGGGAAAUCACCACAGAUUCCACAGAAAUUCAAACCAUCAUCAGAGAAUAUUACAAACAACUCUAUGUACAUAAACUAGUAAACCUGGAAGAAAUGGAUAAAUUCCUGGACUCCUGUGUCCUCCCAAGCCUAAACCAGGAGGAAGCUGAAACUAUGAAUAGACCAAUAACAAGGUCUGAAGUUAAGGCAGCAAUUAAGAGCCUACCACACAAAAAAAGCCCAGGUCCAGAUGGGUUCACAGCCAAAUUCUACCAGACACACAAAGAGGAGCUGGUACCAUUCCUUCUAAAACUAUUCCAAAUAAUCCAAAAACAGGGAAUCCUUCCCAAAUCAUUUUAUGAGACCAAUAUCAUCCUGAUACCAAAACCCGGCAGAGACCCAACAAGAAAAGAAAACUUCAGGCCAAUAUCCAUGAUGAACAUAGAUGCAAAAAUCUUCAAUAAAAUAUUGGCAAGCCGAUUGCAACAGCAAAUCAAAAAACUUAUCCAUCAUGAUCAAGUAGGAUUCAUCCCGGGGAUGCAAGGCUGGUUCAACAUACGCAAGUCUAUCAACGUAAUUCAUCAUAUAAACAGAACCAAAAACAAAAACCACAUGAUUAUCUCAAUUGACGCAGAGAAGGCAUUCGACAAAAUUCAACAGCCCUUUAUGCUAAAAACCCUCAAUAAACUCGGUAUCGAUGGAACGUAUCUCCAAGUAAUAAAAGCUAUUUAUGACAAACCAACAGCCAAUAUCAUACUGAAUGGGCAAAAACUGGAAGCAUUCCCUUUGAAAUUCGGCACUAGCCAAGGAUGUCCUCUCUCACCACUCCUAUUCAAUAUAGUACUGGAAGUUCUAGCCAGAGCAAUCAGGCAAGAAAAAGAAAUAAAGGGUAUUCAAAUAGAAAAGGUGGAAGCCAAAUUGUCUCUAUUUGCAGAUGACAUGAUAGUAUACCUAGACGACCCCAUCGCCUCAGCCCAAAAACUCCUGAAACUGAUAAGCAACUUCAGCAAAGUCUCAGGAUAUAAAAUCAAUGUGCAAAAAUCACAAGCAUUCGUCUACACCAAUAACAGACUUAAAGAAAGCCAAAUCAAGAAUGAACUGCCAUUCACAAUUGCUACAAAAAGAAUAAAAUACCUAGGAAUACAACUCACAAGGAACGUAAGGGACAUCUUCAAGGAGAACUACAAACCACUGCUCAACGAAAUCAGAGAGGACACAAACAGAGGGAGAAACAUUCCAUGUUCAUGGUUAGGAAGAAUUAAUAUCGUGAAAAUGGCUAUACUGCCCAAAGUAAUUUACAGAAUCAAUGCUAUCCCCAUCAAGCUACCAUUGACUUUCUUCACAGAACUGGAAAAAACCACCAUGAACUUCAUAUGGAGUCAAAAGAGAGCCCGCAUAGUCAAGUCGAUUCUAAGCAAAAAGAACACAGCGGGGGCAUCACACUACCAGAUUUCAAACUAUACUACAAGGCUACAGUAAUCAAAACAGCAUGGUACUGGUACCAAAACAGAGAUAUAGACCAAUAGAACAAAACAGAGGCAUCGGAGGCAACACAACAUAUCUACAACUAUACAAUCUUUGAUAAACCUGACAAAAACAAGCAAUGGGGAAAGGAUUUCCUGUUUAACAAAUGGUGUUGGGAAAACUGGCCAGCCAUGUGUAGAAAGCAGAAACUGAACCCCUUCCUGACACCUUACACUACAAUUAACUCCAGAUAGAUUAAAGACUUAAACAUAAGACCUCACACCAUAAAAACCCUAGAAGGAAAUCUAGGCAAAACCAUCCAGGACAUAGGAAUAGGCAAGGACUUCAUGAACAAAACACCAAAAGCAUUGGCAACAAAAGCCAAAAUAGACAAAUGGGACCUAAUGAAACUCCACAACUUCUGCAUGGCAAAAGAAACAGUCACUAGAGUGAAUUGGCAAUCAACAGAAUGGGAAAAAAUUUUUGCAGUUUACCCAUCUGACACAGGGCUGAUAUCCAGAAUUUACAAAGAACUCAAAGAGAUUCACAGGAAAAAAACAAACAAGCCCAUUCAAAAAUGGGCAAAGGAUAUGAACAGACACUUUAUGAAAGAAGACAUAUAUGAGGCCAACAAUCAUAUGAAAAAAUGCUCAUCAUCACUGGUCAUCAGAGAGAUGCAAAUCAAAACCACAUUGAGAUACCAUCUCACGCCAGUUAGCAUGGCGAUCAUUAAAAAAUCUGGAGACGACAGAUGCUGGAGAGGAUGUGGAGAAAAAGGAACACUUUUACACUGUUGGUGGGAGUGUAAAUUAGUUCAACCAUUGUGGAAGACAGUGUGGCGAUUCCUCAAGGCCUUAGAAAUAGAAAUUCCAUUUGACCCAGCAAUCCCAUUACUGGGUAUAUAUCCAAAAGACUAUAAAUCGUUCUACUAUAAGGACAGAUGUACACGAAUGUUCAUUGCAGCACUGUUUACAAUAGCAAAGACCUGGAAUCAACCCAAAUGCCCAUUGAUGAUAGACUGGAUUGGGAAAAUGUGGCACAUAUACACCAUGGAAUAUUAUACAGCAAUGAGAAAUGAUGAGUUUGUGUCGUUUGUAGGGACAUGGAUGAAUCUGGAGAACAUCAUUCUCAGCAAUCUGACACAAGAACAGAAAAUGAAAUACUGCAUAUUCUCACUCAUAGGCGGGUGAUGAAAAAUGAGAACACAUGGACACAGGGAGGGGAGUACUAAACACUGGGGUCUAUUGGGGGGAAAAGGGGAGGGCCAGUGGGAGGGGGAGCUGGGGGGGGGAUAGCCUGGGGAGAAAUGCCAAAUGUGGGUGAAGGGGAGAAAGGAAGCAAAACACACUGCCAUGUGUGUACCUAUUCAACUGUCUUGCAUGUUCUGCACAUGUACCCCAAAACCUAAAAUGCAAUAAAAAAUUUUUUAAAAAAAGAUGUAUUUUAAUCCAAAGAUCUUUCUGCAUCUAUAAUUUACCACACCAAAGUUCACAUUAUCAUUAAAAGCAGCAUUAUCAUUAAAUUAUAGACACAUUACUUCAUCUCCAGGGCUAAUGGGAGUGGUUUUGGGUAAACCUUUGUAGAAACAAUAGUAUGUUUUUAUAAAUGCAUAUGGGUGUGGAGUGGUUAUCACUUACCUUCUUGUGAAAUUUCUGGAAAGAUGUGUUCUGGAAAACCAGGACACAUUUAUGGUAAGAUGUUAUGGUUAAGGCUCAUUGAAAAACUCUCAUUUAAUGAGUUCCCCAAACCCUGUUCUACCUGCAUCUUAUCAAACUGCCCCUGAAAUUCCUUUGCCUCUGUUAAAUUUUUCUAGACAGUCUGAAUAGGGGCAUGUAAUUUUUUUGAUUUUUCUGUGGUUAAACAAAUAUCUUUUACAACUCUCUUUGUUCUUGAAUAUCAGUAAGAGCUUAUAUUUAUACUGUAUUUUGCUGUUAGAGUUUCUUUUAGUUGCUAUAUAAAAAAUUUAAAGUCUGUUUACUGCCUUAUACCUUCUGGUAUAUUUUUAUAUGAAGUAACACCCUUAAUUCUAGCUUGGCCAACAGGUAGAUGGUAUUAUUAUCCUCAUUGUACAGAUGAGGAAACUGAGGCUCAGAUUGACUGGAUCAAACAGAAGGUAUCUGGAAAACCUAGGACGCAAGCUUAAUCUUUGGACUCAACUUCAUGUUUCUUUUACUACUCUACACUGAAUUACAGUUAUUUACUGAUUUCUAUUAUAAAUUCUUAGAGAAGACAGACAUAGGAAUUAGUAACUUGACUCAGUAGUGGCUUUGUUCAAACACCGGCACGUGCAUAUUUUGUGGCAUAUGUUUAUAUGUAUGUAAUAUUUAUCAUAGAUGUCAGAUUUAUUAUUGAUAGUGCCCUAUUUCUAGAUUUAUAGUUGAAACCUCUAACUGCUUCAGUAGGAAUUGUCUUAAAGUCCUAGAAUAAUAUUAAGAUUUUGAAGACUGCUCAAAACAGUGUUCCAGGCUGGGUAUUACCUUAGUUUUUUCCAUGUAAUGAAUGAGGAGCCAGUGGGACUGGCGUUUGGUUGUAAAGAAGAGGUUGAGUUCACCAGGAGGUGUUUCUUGGUAUUUAUGGGUCCUUUUUUUCACAUGAAUCCCUUGGUUCACUUCUUGUAUUUCAUGUUUAUACAGUUGCAGCUGAAUGGUAAGUACAUAGAAAUAUGCAUUGACUAAUGUCGAAAUGUAUCUAGGAGCGUCAUAUUCAUGCUCCUACUGAUCCCUGUGCCCUGGAUGAAGUGUGAGAUUAAAGAACUUUAUUGCUUACCACAUUUCUUUUUCAUACAGUUAGAGUCAUGUGAGGCAGUCCGUGACUGUUUUAGGAUGUUAUAAUAUAUCCGUAUAGCAUUUCAAUUUGUUUUUAUGUUUGUCCUCACUAUAAGCCUGUCAAGUCUAGUGAGAUGACAUGGUUAUUAAUAUAUUACAAAUGGAGAAAUCUGACUUGGAGGUAGUAUAGCACUGUGGUUAAGAAUAGAAGUUCUUGUAUUUUUAUAUGAAUUAUGUAUUAUGAAUCAGACCAGAAUACCAGCUCUACUGAUUACUAGCUGAGUGAUCUUGCAGCAACUUAAUCUCUCAAAGCCUUGGUUUUCUCCUUGUAAAAUGAAGGACCUUGUAGAUUGUUGGGUAGCUUAACUGAAAUAAUGGGUAGAAUAAAAAGUAUUUAGAACAGUGGAGGCAUAUAGUAGGCAAUCAAUAAAUAUUGAUAGUAUUAUUUUCAGAGAUUAUUACUCAUUUAACUCAACAAAAAUCGAGAGCCCUUUUUAUAUGCUAGUCAGUUUGCAAACCUGACAGGGUGCUUACUCUGAUGGAAUUUACAUUUUAGUGGUAGAAAUGGUAAAUGAGUCAACAAGAAUUUUAUAGAGUGACAAGGACUUUGAGGAAAGUCAAACCGGACAAUGCUUGAGAAGGGUGCAAGUUGGGAAGUCCUAUCACACGAAGUGGCAUUUGAUCUGAGACCUGAGCGACCAUAGCCACAUGAAGACUUCGGGGAAUCACUUUCCAGGAGGAAACAGAAGCACAGUAGCCAAGAGGCAGAAUGACAGGUGGCACAUUUUAUUAGUACAAUGGAGAGGUAGAGGGGCUGGAUUGUGUAGGUUUGUAGCCCAGGGUAAAGAGCUUGGAUUUCUUGUUUAAGUGUGGGAUUUUGAGCAGGGGAGUGAUGUAUCUUAUUUUGGGCAGGUGCUAGGCCAGGUACUGUGGAGGAAAUAAAGGUACAGAAGAAAUAUGUCUUUUUUGCUAGAAUCUUAUGUGUCAUUCAACUGCAGUGUUCCUGCUGGUGUACUCCUAAUCUGAUCAUUGGAUGAUAUUUAUCAUGUAUUCUUGCAGCAGUCAUCUCUGAAGUGGCAUUAUGGUUCUUGUUAUCUAUCAAUGAAUCUGUUUGCUCUAACAGCCUGAAGGGGCAUGAAGGGUGGAGACAGAGUAGAGGGAAAGGGGUGAAGAGGCUGUUUCUGAACACUGGACACAAAAUAGAUUAAGAAGUAGGGGGAGUGGGGAAAAAGCAAAAUCCUGUUGUACACGGAGAGGGACCCUGUUGAAACUGUGGCUUCUUCAGAUUACAUGAGUGAACCUGUGUGGACUGGGUCAUGUCUUCCCUAUUCACCAAGCUGAAUCCAGGCAGUGCCACCCAAGAUACUGCUGCCUUUGCUCUGAGGCUUCAGACUGUUAGUAGCUUUUCUCAUCUCCACUGAGGCCAAAAGGGGCAGUGAUACCCUUGAGUUUUUUCUUAAAAACAGUGUUUCAUUUCCUUGUAAGUUUGUUUCUUUGCAUCAUUCUGUCAGUUUAUUAUCAUCAAUUGGUUAGCAUUCUAAUAAUAAUUAUAACUGUAGCAAACAUCUAUUGAGUGCUUACGAAGAGCCAGUUCCGAGCUGUUUUAUCUCCAUUAUUCUGCUACUCUCUUUCCCAUUUUACCAAUGAGGAAAAUGAGGCACAGAGUGGUCAAUUAAUUUGUUUGAGUUCCUGCAGCAGAUCAGUGAUACUAGGGUUCAAACCCACUCUUAACUCUACACUAGGGACUGUUUUGUUAAUUGUUUCUUCACAAUCAUAUGUUUAAUAAUUACUUAUUGGUUAUUUAGUGGUCUGAUAAGAAGAGGGAGUGGUGCUCGCCCAUUGGAGAAGAAAGACUGGCUGAUCAAGAUACACUGGUCGAUUUGAAGAAAAAAUAUAGAUGUUAAUUUUGUAACACCACACUCUAGUUCCACCUGUGUGCCAUCGAAAUCAAAUGCAUUAAGGAAGGCUAUUCUUUGUGGAGAGAACAAAUAACCUCUGUGUUAAAAAGAGUGUGUUGUUCCUUAUGGAAGACAAAACGGGGCUUGCCAGUGGCAGGUUAUGAUGAUUACCUCAGUGACUUUUUAUUGCACAGACUAUAAUAAUAAUUAUAAAAAUGUGUAAAUCAAUAAAAAUCUUUACCCCCAACAAAUUGUUUUUAUUUUUUCAUAUUUACUUUCAGUUCUUAUAUGUGUAUUAGUUGUACAUAGUUAUAGCGUAUCUACUUAUUUUUCACUUAACAUUGCACUGUAACAGGUUUUAAAGUUAAGCAAUAAGUCUUUUCAGUGAAAAGGAAAAGACUGAAAUAUGAAAAGGUUACGAGGCAUUACUAAUUGAUUGGGAUGAUGCCUACCAGGCAGCCCACGUCAGUUUUGGAGCUGGCCUUGGAAGGAACAGCUGUGUGUUUGGACCUUGGAGCAGUCUGUCAGGCUUCCAAGAAAGUGGGCAAAGAAUGGGUGGGGGUUGGGGGGACAAGUGGAAAAAUACAGUGAUUUGGAGCUGAUGUGAAACUAUCAAGCUGGUUGAGUUCAGUGUUAGAAAAUAGGAAAAACAAAACAAUCUCUAUCUGAUAUUGUACUUCAAUUGAGGUUAGAGCUUUAGUGACUAGGCAAUGUGUUAUAAUUUGUCAGAAUUACCAAUAUUUUGUUCUUGUCAGUGGCCUUAUAUUUAAUAGUUACAUGUUAUAAAACCAGUUUAUCAGUUAAAGAACAAAGUUCUUGACAAAUGCUAUUUUAGUGAUAAAGCUGUUAUUCUGUAUUUAAAUUCAGUUUAACUCAAAGUGGUUUUUAUGUUUUACAUUUGUAUAACUAUAGACUAGCCAUAUGGCAUUCAAAGGCCUCCAAGAUAUAACUCCAGCCACCCUUAGGAUGGAAUCCCAUAUUCAGAAUCUUUUCUGACAGCUCCCCCACGAAAUUGCCUUUUUUCUCUUGGGCCUCUGGAUGUGACAAGGGAAAACUUGAGUGAAAGGCCACAGGACAAAGUAGAGACGUUGUUAAAUCUCAGUGCAGAAGGCCUGAGACAAUUGUUUCUUUUUUCUUCCUCAUAAAAUAAGUAAAAUUUAAACUGAUUUUUUUUUUUUUUUUUUUUUUUUUUGCUUUGACACAUUGUAUUCAAUCUGAUUGAGGUCAUCUUACAUAGCAAAGUCUGAAAUCCCGAGAAAAUAAUUUACACAACUAGAAUUCCAAAAUUGGGUUUUGUCUUAAGUUCAAGCUAUCACAUUUCUUUAAGAAAACCUACACUGGAGUUAUGAACUGGAAUAUUUGGUUAUGAGACACAAUCAUGUCAGAGUAUGUAGUUUCCUUCUUAACACUUAUUUGUAUGCUUUUAAGACCUGCUCCCGCCACACUUUAUCAUAAAACACAGGAGACAAAUGUGAAUACUGCAGCAUGUAUAGUCAUGGGGAAUGUGUUCUAAACUAAAUGCUGCCACAGUGGCAUCAAUACAAUAUUUCUAAGGGAGAAGUUCUUCCUGUUAAACUCAUGUGAAGGCAUUCUUCUCUACUAUAGCAACUUGUUUAUGUAGCUUCUAGAAGACAGCUGAGAUAGUCUUCAGUGAAUCUGUUCACUGACAUGUUGCUAGUUCCUUUGUGUUUACAUGGAAACAGUGUUUAGAAGCAUCUUUCCCCAAGCUGUUCUUUUUUUGAUGGGCUCUACCUUUUUGUGGGAGUAUCAGUUGAAUGAGCACUGUUGUACUCUCAACACUAGACAUCCUGCUGUGUGUGUGUGUGUGUGUGUGGAGCUGCCCUGUGGCUUGGUAGCAUUACCUCUGCAUUACCUGCUUCAGCCUCACCAGCCAGAAGGGCCAUUCACUUCUGCUGCUACUUACCUUUGUUUCCUUUGUACCUUUGUUUCCUGGAGCAUGUACCCUCCCACCACCUGGGCCUUGGACCUGGGUCCAUUGAGCUAUUAUCCAUGCUCCCGUCUGUCCAUCUCUGCUCUGAUAGAAUCUACUAGGAUAAUAAAGUAGCUUUUCCUCACCAGGAUGUUUUUUUAAAUAGACAUACAGCAAUGUAUAAUGGUUAAGAGCAUGAUCCAAACUGUGUCUGAUUUUGAAUCCUGGCUGAGUUACUUACUAGCUAUGUAAUCUUGAGAAAACUACUCAAUCUCUCUGUGCCUUGGUUUUCUUAGAUAUAAAGCAGAUACUAAUUGUGCCCUCAUAGGGUAGGUAUGAGGAUUAAAUGAGUAUUUGUGAAAACACUUAAAACACUGACUGACUUACGGUAAACAUCAUACAAGCAUAAAGUGAACCAAAUACUUUCUUUUUAAUUAUAAAAGUAAUACAUUAACAUUGCAGAAAACUUGGGGAAUUCAGAAAUGUUAUUACUUAGUAAGAGUUGGAAUGAAUAAGUAAGUGUGUAGUGAGGGUGGCAGGCAUGUGUUUCAGGCAGAAAGAACUAAAACUAGAAUCUGGUCUUUGAACCCCUAGCCUGGUUGUCUUAUUCACCAUACUGAUUUGUUUAUUUUUCUAAUUUCUAAAUCACUCCUCUGCUAUUGACAAAGCAAUAAAUUGUUAUAUUUGAUGAAUGAAUCUUCAGAGAACUGGCCUUGAGCCAGCUCUGCUACUAACCAGCUCAGUGGUCCUCUAGAGAAUUACUUAAUAUUUGUAAACCUCAGCUUUCCUACCAGUGAAGUGGAGUUGGUCCUCCCUGUCUUGCAGGGUUGCUGCAAGGAUUUAACAACAUAUGUAUGUGCAAAGCACUUAGUCCUGUGCCUGACCCAUUUGGUGCUUUUAUUUUUCCUCUUCUUUCCUUCUUUUUUCCCUCCCCUCCCUUCCCCUCUUCUUCCCUUUCUUUUCUUUUCUUUCCAACAGGUUCUUGCUUGAAUCUUUCCCAGGCUGAAUUCAAACUCCUGGGCUCAAGUGAUCUUCCUGCCUCAGCCUUCCAAGUAGCUGGGACUACAGGCGUGCACCACUGUGCCUGGCUACAAUGCUCUUGGAUUGUUCUUUUUCUUUAGUUCCUUCCUAGCUCUUCUGACGGUUUUGGAAUAUAUAUAUAUAUCUGAAGGACCUGGUUGCCUCAGGGAGAGAGGAUCCAGCAGAGUUACAUGGCUCACCUCAAAUCCUCCAAAAACCGAAUUAAUAAGUAAGCAAGGUGAGCAUGUUGCUUCUACUUCACCCGUACUUAACACAAAGUCUAGAAGAUUUAUGGUGUCUAUCAGGUUCACAUACUGUAACCUUCUGAGAUACUUUUCCCUCUCCAUUCCCUUUCCUUCUCUAUGCUGGCUUUUUUUUUUUUAACUGUGAAAUACAACCUAUAUACAGAAUAGUAUGAAAGCAUACUGGUAUAGUUUGAAGAAUAAUUUUUAACAGUUUUAUUAAGAAACAGGAUGUUCCAUCCAUGUUACUGAAAAAUACAUGAUCUUGUUCUUUUUUUCUUAAUUUUUUUUUCUUUCUUUAUUUUGGCCCUUUUCCAGAUCUAGAUCUGCAGAGAUCUUGUUCUUUUUUAUGGCUGCAUAGUAUUCCGUGGUGUAUGUGUACCACAUUUUCUUUAUGCGUUCUAUCAUUGAUGGGCAUCUAGGUUGAUUCCAUGUCUGCUAUUGUGAACAGUGCUGCUGUGAACAUUCGCAUGCAUGUGUUUUUGUGGUAGAAUGCUUUAUAUUCCUCUGGGUAUAUAUCCAGUAAUGGGAUUGCUGGGUUGAAUGGUAGUUCUGCUUUAAGCUCUUUGAGGACUUUCCAUACUGCUUUCCACAAUGGUUGAACUAACUUAUACUCUUACAGUGUAUAAGCAUUCUUUUUCUCUACAAGCUUGCCAGCAUCUGUUAUUUUUGACUUAUAAGUGGGAGCUAAAUGAUAAGAACUUAGGAAUGCAAAGAAGGAAACAGACACUGGGUUCUUCUUGAGUGAGGAGAGUGGGAAGAGGGAGAGGAGCAAAAAAAAAAAUAACUCUCGGUUACAAGGCUUAAUACUUGGGCAAUGUAAUAUGUACCACAAACCCCAGUGACACAUGUUUAUCUGUGUAACGAACGUUCACAUGUACCCCUAAACCUAAAUUUUUUUUUAAAAGAAACAGAACACCAGCCAGGCACAGAGGCUAAUUGCCUCUAAUCCCAGCACUUUGGCAGGGCGAGGUGGGCAGAUCACUUGAGCCUGGAGUUUGGGGCAAGCCUGGGCAACAUAGCAGAACCACAGCUCUUCACAAAGUACAAAAAUUAGCUGGGCAUGGUGGUAUGCACCUGUAGUCCCAGCCCCUUGGAAGACUGAGCUGGAAGGAUGCCUUAAGACCAGGAGGUCGAGGCUGCAUUGAGCUGUGAUCAUGUCACUGCACUCUAGCCUGGGAGACACAGCAAGACCCUGUCUCAAGAAAAAAGAAAAAAAGAAAGAAAGAAAAGAAACAGAAUGUUGCCAACCCAACCCACUUCUUCACACACCCUCCCCACCCCACCACUCUAAUGAAGUCAUCACCAAUGGACUUCUAAAGUACUCACAUAUCCUAUGUCUAAUGGAGGUAUGAUAGUAGAGACUAAGGUAUGCCAGUGGAGACUUAUAUAUCUUAUGUCUAAAUUAUUUAAAGUUAUUAAAUUUAAAAACCAUUAAAACAUACUUUCUACCCUGACAAAUAAACCUUUAUAACAAAAUUAGAAAAUAUUUAAUGUUAUAGCAUUAAAUAAUUUAAAGCAAAAUAUCAAAGAUGACAGAAUUUAUUUAAUUAUUUUAUUUUAUUUUAUUUGAGACAGGGUCUUGCUCUGUCACCCAGACUGGAGAACAGAGAUGCAAUCACAGCUCACUGCCACCUCAAACUCCUGGGGUCCAGUGAUCCUCCCACCUCAGCCUCCCAAGUAGUUGGUACUACAGACAUGUAGCCACCAAAUCCAGCUAAUUAAAAACAAUUUUAAAACAAAGAUAAGGGUCUUGCUAUGUUGUCUAGGCUGAUCUUGAACUCCAGGGGCUCAAGAGAUCCUUUUGUCUUGUCCUCCCAAAGUGCUGGGAUUUAAGGUGGGAGCCACUGCACCCACCUAACAGAAUUCAAUUAUUUAAUAUUUCACAUGUUUUAGUAUUCUUUUGAUAGGGUUGUGAUGUUUGGGUGAAUAGUAAAGUAAAUCAAAGACACGUAUUAAAAAUUUUUAUGUAAUUAUUCUACAAAAUUAGUUAUUUACCUUUAUUUUAGCAAAAUCAGUAUAUUACCAUAAUCAAGAUAUUUUGGUGUUCUAGUAACAAGAUCUAAUCACAGUAAUGAUGUAAGGAUUAAAAAAUAAAAUAUUCCUGUCUCUGCUAAAAAUAGAAAAAUUAACUGGGCGUGGUGGCGUGCGUCUGUAGUCCCAGCUAUUUGGGAGGCUGAGGCAGGAGAAUUGCCUGAACUUGGGAGGUGGAGGUUGCAGUGAGCUGAAAUUGUGCCACAGCACUCCAGCCUGGUGCCUGGCGACAGAGUAAGACUCUGUCUCAAAAAAAAAAAAAAAAAAAAACAACCCUACAAUACCAUUUAUAUGAGCAUCCCUCAAAAUAAGGUAUACAUCUAGCAAAAUAUGCAUAACAUAUAUAUAAGUAAAACUAUAAAACUCUGAUGAAAGAAAUAAAAGAACCAAAUAAAUGGACAGAUAUUCCAUGUUCAUGAAUAGGAUAGGAAGACUCGAUAUUGUCAAGAUGUAAGUUCUUGGGAUUCAGUAGCCUCCCAAUCAAAAUCCCAGCAAGUUAUUUUGUGGAUAUUGACAAACUGAUUCUAAAGAUUGUGUGGAGAGGCAAAGGACCUGGAAUGGGUGACAUGAUGUUGAAGAAGAAUAAAGUUAAAGUUUCUACUUAUUCUACUUAUUCUUCAAAAUGAUUUUCUUGAAUAUGAAGGCAACUCAUCUUCCUCAAUAUGUAGUCAACUGUAGACUGACAGUGUCCUACUUCAAGACUUGCUGUAAAGCUAAAGUAAUCAGGACAGUGUGGUAUUGGUGAAAGAACACACAAAUAGAUUAAUAGAGCAGAAUAGAGAGCCCAGAAAUAGACCCAGACAAAUACAGUUAACUAAUCUUUGACAACGGAGCAAAGGCAAUAGAAUGGAGCAAAUAUCUUUUCAACAAAUGGUGUUGGAAUAACUGGACAUCCACAUGCAGAAAGAAAAUGAAUCUAGACACAGACCUUAUACUUUUCACAAAAAUGAACACAAAAUAGAUCAUCAACCUAAAUAUGAAAGAAAAAAGUGUAAAAAUUUCUGCUCUAUGAAACAUAGUGCUAAGAGAAUGAGAAGAUAAGCCACAGACUGGGAAAAUACAUGCAAAAGACACAUCUGACAAAGGAUUCUUAUCUGAAAUAUACAAGAACUCUUAAAACUGAACAAUAAAAAAAGAAAUCUGAUAUUAACAUAUGCCAAAUACCCUAACAGGGAUCUUAUCAAAGAAGAUAUACAGAUGGCAAAUAAGCAUAUGCAAUUAUGUGCCACAUCAUAUGUCAUUAGAAAAACGCAAAUAAAAAUGAUGAUAUUCUACUACACACUUAUUAGAAUGGCCAAAAUCCAGAACACUGACAACACUAAGUGCUGGUGAGGAUGUGGGGCAACAAGAACUCUCAUUCAUUGCUGGUGGGAAUGCAAAAUGGUAUAGCCACUUUGGAAGACAGUUUGGCAGUUUCUUACAAAAUGAAACACAUUCAUCAUAUGAUCCAACAAUUGCAUUCCUUGGUAUUUACCCAAAGGAGUUGAAAAUUUAUGUUCACACAGAAACCUGCACGUGGAUGCUUAUAGCAGCUUUAUUCAUAACCACCAAAACUUUGAAGCAACCAAGAUGUCCUUCAAUAGAUAAAUGAAUAAAUAAACUGUAGUAUAUCCAGAAAUGGAGUACUACUCAGUGCUAAAAAGGAAUGAGGAAUCAGGCUAUGAAAAGAUAUGGAGGAACCUUUAUAUUUAUAUUUUUAUUUUUUUAGAGACAGGGUCUUAAUCUGUCAUCCAGGUUGGAAUGCAAUUGCACAAUCAUGGCUUACUGUUGCCUUGACCUCCUGGGCUUGAGCCAUCUUCCUUCCUCAGCCUCCCAAGUAGCUGGGACUACAGGAGCAUGUCAUCACACCUGGAUAAUUUUUUUUUGAGUGAUUGGGUCUUGCAAUGUUGCCUAGGCUGGUCUUGAACUCCUGGGCUCAAGUGAUCCUCCUACCUUGGCCUUCUGAAGUGCUGGGAUUACAAGUGUGAGCCACUAUGCCUGGCUUUUAAAAAUAUAUAUAUUUAUUUUUCUUUUAGAGACAAGGCCUUACUCUGUUGCCCAGGCUGGAGUGUAAUGAUGCAAUCAUAGCUCACUGCAGCUUCAAGAUCCUGGGCUCAAGUGGGAGAGCAGCUAAUGUAUUUUUUUUAAUUUUUGUAGAAACGGGGUCUUGCUAUAUUGCCCAUGCUGUGGAGCAAUACUAAAUGCAUAUUUCUAAGUGAAGAAGCCAGUCUGAAAGGUUAUAUACCAUGUGAUUUCAACUAUAAGAUGUUCUGGAAAUGGCAAAACUAUGGCAAAAAUAAAAAGAUGAAUUAUCAGGGAGUUGGUCAGGAGAGAAUGAAUAGGUGGAGUACAGAAGAUUUUUAGGGCAGUGAAAUGACUGACACAGUAAUGGAAGACACGUUAUUAUAUAUUUGUCUAAAUCGAUAGACUGUAUAAUGCUAAGAGUGAACCUUAAUAUAAACUAUGGAUUUUGGGGCUGGGUAUGGUGACUCACGCCUGUAAUCACAACACUUUGGGAGGUCAAGAUAGGAGGAUCACUUGAGGCCAGGAGUUCAAAACCAGCCUGGUCAGCAUUGUGAGGCCCUAUCACUACAAAAAUAAAUAAAUAAACCAUUGACUUUGGAUUAUAAUGAUGUGCCAAUGUAGGUUCAUCAUUAAUAACUAAUGUACGACUCUGGUGGGGGAUGUUUAUACUAGAGGAGGCAAUGCAUGCAUGUGGGCAGCAGGUAUAUGGGAAAUCUGUUUACCUUCCUCUAAAUUUUGCUGUGAAUCCAAAACUCCUCUUUAAAAAAUAGAAUUAUAUAUAUAUAUAUACUUAAAAUAUAUAUAUAUAUUUUAAAAUUAUAUUUGAGGUAAAAUAUUUGAAUGAUUUUUACCAAAGAUGUAAAUUAAAACAAAUGUAAAAAUGAAAACAAAACAAAUGCUGUGUGAUUCUAUUUGUAUAAAUGUCUAGAAAAUGCAAACUAACUUAUAAUGGCAAACUGCUCUGUAGAUCAGCAGUUACCUGGGGAGGGGCAGCGGGGAGGAAUUGCAGUGAUGUAUAAUAAAACUUUUGUAGUAAUAUAUUCAUCCUCUGGCUGGGCGCGGUGGCUCACGCCUGUAGUCCCAGCAUUUUGGGAGACCAAAGGUGGGCGGAGGACAAGGUCAAGAGAUCGAGACCAUCCUGGCCAAUGUGGUGAAACCCCAUCUCUACUAAAAAUACAAAAAUUAGCUGGAUGUGGUGGCACACGCCUGGAGUCCCAGCUACUCAGGAGGCUGAGCAAGAGAAUUCCUUGAACCCGGGAGGUGGAGGUUGCAGUGAGCCGAGAUUGUGCCACUGCACUCCAGCCUGGCACCUGGUGACAGAGCGAGCCUCUGUCUCAAAUAAAUAAAUAAUAAAUUCAUUAUCUUGAUUGUAGUGAUAUUGGCACAGGUACAUUCAUAUGUCAAGAUUUCUCAUUGAAAACUUUAUGUACAGUUUAUUGUAUAACAAUUCUGUAAGGCUGUAAAAGUCACAAAAAUUUGUUUGUUUUAAAAACAUUGUUUCUUUUUUUCCUGAGACAGGGUCUCCCUCUAUCACCUAGACUGGAGUGCUGAUUGCAGCUCGACCUCCUUAGGCUCAAGUGAUCCUCCAGCCUCAACUUCCUAAGUAGUUGGUACCAUAAGUGCAUGCCACCACACCCAGCUGAUUUUUAAAUUAUUUUUAUAGAAAUAGGGUCUUGCCAUGGUACCCAGGCUGAUCUUGAACUCCUGAGCUCAAGCAGUCCUCCCAUCUUGGCUUCCCAAAGUGCUGGGAUUACAGGUGUGAGCCACUGUCCCUGGCCAUCUUAAUAAUGUUGAAUAUUUAAAAGAAAAGUAAGGGCCAAGUGCUGUGGCUCACACCUGUAAUCCCAGCGUGAGACAAGCCUGGGCAACAUGGCAAGACCCCAUCUCUACAAAAAACUUAAAAAUUAGCUGGGCAUGGUGGUGGCCUGUAGUCCUCAAGAGGCUACAGCUGGAAGAUCGCUUGAGCUCAGCAGGUUGAGGCUGGAAUAAGCCAUGUUUGCAUCACUGCAUUCCAGCUUAGGUGAGAGAGCAAGACCAUGUCUCAAAAUAAAUAGAUAGAUAAUAGAUGUGUUUUAAAAAGAAUAUUUAUUAAGUAAAAAAGCAAGCCAAGACAAUUUAGUGGGGAAAGGAUAGUUUUUCCAACAGAUGGUGCUGGAACAACUGCGUAGCCACAUGAAAAAGAAUGAAGUUAGAUCCCCUACCUCAUACCAUAUAAAAAAAUUAACUCAAAAUGGAUUAAAGACCUAAGUAUAAGCUGAGGCAGGAAGAUCACUUGAGGCCUGGAGUUCAAGAUCAGCCUGGGUAACAUAUGGAGACCUCCGUCUCUUAAAAAAAAAAAAAAAAAGAUACAGUACCUGUAUUCCCCAAGCCUGAGGCCAGAGAAUCACUUGAGCCCAGGAGUUAGAGGCUGCAGUGAGCCAUGACUGCACCACUGUACUCCAGUCUGGGUGACAGAGUGAGAACUUGUCUCUGCCACCCCUCCUUCACAAACUGUAAAGAUGUAAAUGUUUGUGGCCUUGGAUUAGGCAAUGGUUUCUUAGAUACAACAUUAAAAGUACAAACAACGGCAAAAUAGAUAAAUUGGACUUCAUCAAAAUUAAAACCUCUGUGCUUCAAAGGGCAACCAAGAAAGUGAGAAGAGAAUCCACACAAUGGGAGAUAUUUUUUUGCAAAUCAUGUAUUUUACAGGACUGGUGUCCAGAAUAUAUAAAGAACUUUUGCAACUCAACAAUAAAAAGACAAGUAACACAAUUUUAAAGUGUGCAAAGGAUUUGAGUAGACAUUUCUUCAAAGAAGAUAUAUAAAUGGUCAAUGAGCAUAUGAAAAUGUGCUCAACUUCAUUAGUCAUUAGAGAAAUACAAAUAGAAGUCAUGAGAUACUGUUUCACACCCACUAGGAUGGCUAAAAUAAAAAAAGAUAAACAAUAACAAAUGUUGGUGAGGAUGUGGAGAAAUCAGAACCCUCAUACACUUUGGAUGGGAAUGUAAAAUGGUGCAGACACUUUGGAAAAUUGGCUGUUCCUCUAAGAUUGACCAUAUGACACAGCAAUUCUACUCUUAGGUGUAUACCCAAGAGAAUUGAAAAGAUAUAUGUGCAGAAAAACUUGUACACAGAUGGUCUAGUAGUAUUCCAAUCCACAUGCCCAUCAGUGGAUGAAUGGAUAAGCAAAAUGUGGUAUAUCAAUAAAUGAAAUAUUAUUCAGCCACAAAAAGCAAUGAAGUACUGAUACACGAUCCAAUAUGGAUGGACCUUGAGAACAUUAUACUAAAUGAAAGAAACCAGACACAAAAGGCCACAUAGUACAAAAGUACCUUUGUAUAAAAUGGCCAGAAUUAGCAAUUCCAUAAAGACAGAAAGUAGAUUGGUAGUUGCCAAGAGCUGAAGGGAAGGAAGAAUGGGAGUGACUGCUAAUGGGUACAGGGUUUCUUUUUGGGGUAAGAAAAGUAUUCUGGAAUUACAUAAUGGUGAUAGGUGUAUAACUUUGUGAAUAUACUAAGACACGCUGAAUUGUAUAUUUUAGAAAGUUGAAUUUUAUGGUAUGUAAAUUAUAUCUCAUUAAAAUAGUUACAUGAGAAAAAACAUCAAAGGCAAAAUACAGAGUAUAAUUCAAGAAUUUUAAUUUUUAAAUAUAAAGUAUUUAUAACCAAAUUUGAUUUAUUUUAAAAAUGUAAUAGUCUUAUUAAAUAGUUUCAUUAAAUCAAAGCUGUUCUAGCACUCGGUGUUUAUUAAUUUGUAAUACAUAAACAAUAUCAUGUUUUAAGAAUAAUGUGGUCAAUAAUGUAAAAUGUUUUUCUUCAUGUACGGUGGCUGUGAGUACCAUGGUAAUUAAUAUAACUAGAAACAGGAAGAAAAGCAAGAAAAUGAACACUCAGCAAUACUUGGAAGUAAAACCUCAUUAUGUAAGAAUUCAUUGCAUUCAUGCUCUCUCAGGGGGAAGAUUUGAUAAAUUAAUAUUUUACUUACCUAAGAGCUUCUGCUGCUCAAAUCCUCUAUACACACUAACGCGGUGUCAGUCUCUCAGUUUGGCAGUGGCACAGGCACAACUUUACGGCAGUUAGAUGAAUUCCCUUUUUGUUUUGUGGACAUAGAACAACAGAUGUGAAGAUGUACUUCUCUGGGGCCAGCACAAAUGCAACCGCUUAGGUUUGUGAGUCUCAUUAUGUCAGUGCUGAGUGUCCCUGCAUUCUUUGAUUUGUUUGAGAGUGCGUAUUUGUGAUUGGCAGGGGAUUCCCUUAUGUGACUCUAAAAGAGUGUUGCCGAUCACAUCACUCCAUGCUUAGGCCUUAAUGAUCGUCAGUCUGCCUUCCCACUGCUAUACUUUAAAUAGGUGCCUGUUAUUUAAAUUUCAUUUUGAGAUUAAACAGAAUGGCAGAGACAAUUUUGAGACAAAUCUUUCUUUCAUGCUAUGGUAGGAAGAUCAAGAUUUCUAGGACACAGUAGAAUGGAGUAAAAGAUGAAUGUUCUUGGUAUCCCAUUUUUCUUCUAAGCUGUUUUUUCUCUCUCAUUAUUCAUUAUCUAUCUCAAUUUGUCCUGGUGAACUCUUUUACAUAAAAGAGGAUCCAGGUCCCACAUCCACUGUCAAGGAGGGAUGUAAGUGAGAGGAUUGGCUUGCAACUCAGCCUGUGUAUACAGCUUAUGGUUUAUCUUGGCACAUUCGAUGUCCUUAUCUCUUAACUUCUUGCUAUUCAAUAGUAAGUAACUCCCUGGCAGAAUUACUUGUGGCUAGAGAAUGCUGUUAUUAGAGCAUUUUUGUUUAAUUGGUACUAAGAACAGAAGGUGUCACCUAUUUGACUGGCCAACAAUUAUAAGCAAGGAGGCAUUUGAUUCAUCAAGAUAGAAAUCUGCCUGUUAGGUGGAAACUUGUCUGUGUGGGUUGAUAUGUUUUUAGAAUAUUAAGGCUUGUUUGUGCAUGACAGCUUUAGGAAAGGGUACUCCGAAUGUCUCCAAAGUUUUGCUGUAACUCUUUACAGAAGUUGGGCUGUUCCUGGUGGACAGUAUAUAACAAUUAACAACCCUUGAUCCAGAUUGGGUUCCCUUCCUCCAUUCUGUAUCUGUGUGGUUUUGGGCAAGUUGUUUAACAAACCACUUUUUGCCUCAGUUUCUUCAUCGGAACAAGGAGAAUAAGAACACUUCAAUCAGGCUGGGCAUGGUGGCUCACUCCUGUCAUCCCAGCCUUUGGGAAGCCAAGGUGGAUGGAUCACCUGAGGUCAGGAGUUUGAGACCAGCCUAGCCAAUGCGGUGAAACCCUGUCUCUACUAAAAAUACAAAAAUUAGCUGGGUGUGGUGGUGGGCACCUGUAGUCCCAGCUACUUGGGAGGCUGAGGCAGGAGAAUUGCUUGAACCCAGGAGGCGGAGGUUGCAGUCAACGAAGGUUGCAGUGAGCCAAGAUUGCACCAGUGAACUUCAGCCUGGGCAACAGAGCGAGACUCUGUCUCAAACAAAACAAAACACAUACACAAAACAAACAAACAAAAAACAAUACCUCAAUCAGAAUUGUUGUGACGAUUAAAUGAUGUCAAAUAGGAGUAAUGCAUAUAAAGCACUUAAACAGUGCCUGGCACAUAUUAAGUACUUAAUGAAGUUACUUAGCAUAAAAUGAAGGAAAAUGUAUACAAAUGUUGUAUGUUGGGCUACAGAGGGGAUGACAAUUUGAGAUAAACUGGAAAUUUUACCUUGGAGUUUAUCCUAGACCUACCUAAAUUACUUGUACUCAGAUAAACCUCUUUAAAUGAGAAUAAACAGUUCUUUCUUCCCUCUUGAACAGGAGGAGUAUAUACUGGCUGUCUAGAAUGACUUCUUUUACUCUUUGUUACUCUGAGCUUUCAAAGGUGUUUCUUUUGGCUUUUUAAAACAACAUAUGCUGUUCUUAAGUGUUAAAUAACAAGAUUAAGUGUUAUAAUUUCAAAUCACUUUAAAAUUUUUCAAAAUUUUGCAAAGCAGUUGUUUUUUUUUUUUUUUUUUAAAUAAUUGUUUUCCUUUACUUAUGCUGGCCUGUUAUUGAUUGUCCUUGGUAGAACUGAUACUGCUUGACAAAGCAGCCUAUUAAGUCAGGACCCUUCUCUAGUUUCCUCUGUAGCUAUUGCCAUAGCCUUCACACUACAGAUACUCUCAUUGAUAAAUGAAAGAUGUCUUUUUGCUUUCAAGCAUUCUGGCAAGUUAGUAACUCAACUAUAAUUCUAGGUCUGACAAAGCCAGUUAUGAACAUAAGUCAUUUUUAUCUUCUCCCUGGUCCCCCCACCACCCACCCAAAUCAGGAGAAACUAUGUUCUGAAUUGGUUUAAAGAACCUGCUCUUUCUUUGAUACCUGAUCUACAGAUCCAAUCUAUUCCCAGGGAUUUUGAUGAAAAUUCUCAAAUCCUCAGCAAGGCUAUGGCACUGUCAUGACUCUCCUGUUCCCGGUAGUAUCAUUCUCAGUGUAGGCUAUUUGCUAGGUAGUUUUGUGAAGUCUUUUCAUCAUAAUGGAUCAUAUGAUUUUUAAAAGCAGGAACUUGGUCAUAUGCCCAGAUUAAUUUCAACAAAGUUGGUAUGUUUUCUUCCUAAAAUUAAUUUUUUAUGAUUAUCAAAGUUUUAUAUGCAUGCAGUAUAUAAUAUCAGAUUUCUAUAAGGCUUAUAAUAAAGAGUAGUAUUCCUUUGCCCUACUCCCCUCUCAUACUGAGCACCUUACUGCAAAAUCAACUGCAUUCAACUCUUUUAGCUAUUUCUUAUGGUUAUCUUCAUAUUUCAAAACAGCAUGCUUAUAUGGCUCUAUUUUGAAUUUUCAAACUUAGAUUUUUAUCUACAGACUUCCUUAUGGAAGAUGAAUAUUUAGCUCUAUUUGUACUACUUUUCUCAUCUCUUAAUGUAGGCUAUGUUAAGAUUUUCAGUUAAAUCAAUUAAAAGGCAGUAUAGUAUAGUGGCUUAAGAGUGUGGGUGCUGACCUCAAAUUCCAGCCUCACCACCACUACUUUGGAUGACUUUGAGCAAACUUUAAAACCUUAGUACCUCAGUUCUGUCAACUGAGUAGGUACCUCAUAGAAUUGCUGUGGAUAUUAAGUGACUUAAUCCUAUGGGCUGAAUUUGUCUCCCAGAUUUCAUUUGUUGGAAACUUAAUCCCCAAUGCAAGUAUUGAGAAGUGGGACCUUUCAGAGGUGAAUAGGUUAUGAGGACUCUGCUUUUAUGAAUGGAUUAAUGCCAUUGUUGCAGUAGUGGGUUCCUUAUAAAAGGAAGAGUUUAAUCCCAGCACUUUGGGAGGCCGAGGCGGACAGAUCACAAGGUCAAGAGAUCGAGACCAUCCUGGCCAACAUGGUGAAACCCCGUCUCUACUAAAAAUACAAAAAUAUUAGCUGGGUGUGGUGGUGUGCGCCUGUAGUCCCAGCUACUGAGGAGGCUGAGGCAGGAGAAUUGCUUGAAACCGGGCGGGGGAGGUUGCAGUGAGCCGAGAUUGUGCCACCGCACUCCAGCCUGGCGCCUGGUGACAAAGCAAGACUCUAUCUCCAAAAAAAUUUUAAAAAGGAAGAGUUUGACUCCCUUUCCUUGCCACCUCAUGAAUGUGAUGGCCUUAGCCAUGUAAUGCAGUAGGAAGGCCCUUAACAGAUGCUGUCUUCUUGAUCUUGGACUUCUGAACCUCCAGAGCUAUAAGAAAUAAAAGUUUUUUCUUUAUAAAUUACCCAGUCUCUGGUAUUCUGUUAUGGCAGCGAAAAGCAGGCUAAGACAAUAUAUAUGAAGCAGCUUUACUAUCUGGCACAUCGUACAUUUUAAAUUCCAGAUUUCAGUAUCACCAGUAUCAUCAUCAUCAUCAUCAUCAUCAUCAUCAUCAUCUGUGGCUGACUUCCCUGUGCAUUUAAAAGAUGAGGGCUGAUAUAGCAGUUAUUAAUACAAAUGAGCCAGUUGGCUGUAAACCUCUCCUAUAGGCUUUGCCAUAAACUUAUGUCUUGGAUAAUCAGAGAAUUUGGGCCUCCUAAUGACAGGCCACUGCUAAAGACAAGAAAAGUCCAAAGGGAGCUGACUGAGCAUGCUCAGUUCUUUUACCAAAGGCAUCAGUCAGACAGAUUCUCUUUCCCAAGAGUAGACACUGAGCGGGUGGAAACAGGCUCUGCGUUGACUCCACUGGGAAGUCCCUGAAUGGAUAGCAGCCAGGGAAUUGAGUUUCCCUGUGGCAAGUCUCUACUUGCACAAUAUUAGGACAGCUGUUUAUUAAUUUGUUCUGUGGGUGGAUAUUUUUGAUCUCCACAACAUAACUACUUACUCACUGUUGCUUUUUGAAAUUUAUAACAUCUAAAUGUGCAAAUGUAGGGUAUGCUCUCAGGAAAAUUAUAUAUCUGUUACAUUUCUUUACUCCUUUCAGGCCACUUCCAUCCAUCAGGUGACCUCUAGUAGCAUACAUACUCAGCAACAAUUAAAGGUAGUUUCUGGCUUGUUUUUCCCAAACAAUAAUUUGUUCAAAAUACAGAACUUUGGAAAGUACCCCAUGAUGAGAAAGUUUUGAAAGAGGAUUUAAUGUAAAGUAACUAUUUUUUCCUCUGAUGAAUAAUUUUGGGAAAAUAAAUUUGCCUUAUAUUCAGGCAAAUUAAGUUGCUUUCAUUUUCAAACAAAUUCAUCACCUUUUCCUUUCCCCAUUCCCCAAACCUGUUCAGUUUCUUCAUGCUUAAACUCGGCAUCUGUCUUCCCCUCCCUUUACUACCUAGCUAAAUCUCUUAAGAGCCAAUCUAUUGCCACUCCCUUCAUCUUUGUUCAUCUAAUGGAUUGAUCAUAAAUUCUGUUGAUUCCAUUACUCACGUCUCUCAAAUCUGUCUCCUUGGAUACCUUGCCACUUCUGAUUUCAGACAAUUGUCAUUUGUCACUUGCAGCAGCCUUCCAGCGGCCUUCCUCCCAGUCUCCCCAUGAGCACUCUAUUCUUCAAACUGUUGCCAGAGAGGAGUUUCUAAAAUCCCAUUUAAUCAUGUAAUUCCCAGGUUUUAAAAAUCGCUGUUGGCUCUCUAACAUUUAAUUAAUAAAGUCUGUGUUUCUUGCGAUGACUAACUUGGUUUUGCUGUGAUUCUGGCUGCAUCCUUAGGGAAUCACUUGCAGAUAUUAAUUUUGCUUGUGAUGUUCCCUUUACAUGGAAUGUUCCUGCCUCUCUCCCCCAUCCCUUGCCUGAUGAAAGCCUAUUCAUUCUUCAUUUCACUUUGGGUGUUACCCUGAGGAAAGAGUGGUUACCUUUUCAUUGCCCGUCUGGGCUGGAUACCCCUCCUAAGUUGUCCCACAACACACAGUACACACCUUGGUCAGUUAUCACACUGUUCAUUGUUCUGCCCCUGCUGUUUGUAUUUCUCAAAUAUGAGUUUCUUGAGAUUAGGGACUUAGGGACUUGAGAUCUCCAGUGCCCAGCAGAGCAGGACCUGUUUCCACUCCCUCAGUGACUACUCCUGGGGGAGAGAACCUACAAAUAAAUGUGUACUGCAUGAAUAAAGCUAUAUAUCCUCUUCCUGUUCAUAGUUAUCCAUUUAAUUUCUGAACUCUAAAUGCUAUAUUUUUCUUCAUUAAAUUUGGUUUUAUUGGUUUCAGCUUCCUCUUUAUAUGGAUUUUGAGUCCUAAUUUUGUCAAUCAGCAUAUCAACAGUUGUUUCUAGCUUUUUGUCACCUGGUAGAAUGGCAGCUCUGUGAAGACAGGGAUUUGUGUCUGUUUUGUUCACCACUGUCUUUUCAGCAUCUAGAAUAGUGCUGGCACAUAUAUUAUAGAUACUCAAUAAGUAUUUGUUGAAUGAAUGAAGGCAUCACAUACAAAUUUGAUAAAUAAAACUUAGAUUUUCUUUCAAAUAUUAAUCCUUAGCUCCACUCUGUUCAAUAGUUUUAUUAGAGAUAACCAUAAAAUACCUUCUUUGUCACAUAAGAGUUCUGUGAAUCUUACAGAACAAGGCUAUACAGAGAAACUCAAGGAACGUCUUAAUGAAUCAGUUAUUUCAUUGUGAGAGAGUAUAGAAAUGGUUGAUAGUAUGCUGUAAGUAGUUUUAUUUUAUGUGUAAGUACUCUUCUCUGGUUUCCCAGAACAUGCUGCUGGAGUAAGAGAGGAAUGCCUUAUUGAGGAUAGAGGGGAUAGAUUUGGAUACAGCUUUCUUUGAGAAAUGUAGAGAGGUCAACUAUUACAUAUCCAGCUGUAACUUCUCUUUCAAAGACUGAAUGUUCUCAUUCAAUCAUUUGAUACUUUUUAUGUAUUUACUACAAUGUGAAGAAUAGAAGAGGGAAAUGCACAUAUAAGGCAUGCUGGCAACAUUUAAGAAACUCAGAUUUGGGGAGACAAGGUGUGUGUGUGUAUAUGUGCAUGUGUGUGCAUUUAAAAAGAAUGCACAGGGUAAAGAACCUUGGGUUAGUGACAGUGAGUGGCACUGGUGGUAAGUAAGUGCCAGAGAAGCUCAAGGGAGAGAGAGUGCUGAGAACCAAUAGGGUGGAACAUUUUUAUAAGAGCUGGGUUCUGAUAUAUUCCUCCAUAGAAAGGCAUUUUAAAUAACUUUUUUUCUGUCCUUAUUCUGUUAAGCAUUAUUUAAUUGUUCUCCCAUCUUUAGAAAUUUCCCUAGCUUAGGUGCACUGAUAAGAAAUUAUAAAAGCAGCAUGGCCAGGCAUAGUGGCUCAUGCCUGUAAUCCCAGCACUUUGGGAGGCCAAGGUGGAGGAUUGCUUGAGCUCAGGAGUUUGAUACCAGCCUGGGCAACAUGGUGAAACCCUGCAUCUACAAAAAAUACAAAACUUCUGGGAGCAGUGGCAUGUGCCUCUAACCCCAGCUACCCAGGAAGCUAAGGAGGGAGGUUGGCUUGAGCCUAGGAGGUGGAGGUUGCAGUAACCUGAGAUUGCACCACUACCCUCCAGCCUGGGCAACAGAGCAAUAAAUAAAUAAAUACAAACAAUAAAAGCAGUGUGUUUGCUUAUAAGGAGUGAUAGAAUAGACAGAGCAGGUCUUUGCGCUAGUCAGAUAAGGCUUGGGGUAUAAAUCUAGAAGCUUCCAUUUAAAUAGUAGGGAGCCCUUAGGUAAAUCACUUAACCUCUGAGCUUUGCCUGUUUCACCUGCGGUUGCUUUAAAGAUGGAAUGAAACUGUAUAUCUAAAGUGCCCCUACACAUUAUCUGCCAUGUGGCAGGUUUUCAAGAAAUGUUAGUUUUUCUUUCUCCUGACAAAGAUAAGAUGCUUGCUUUAAAUAUAUUUUUAGGCUUCCUGAUCAUUAAUGGUUAUGAUUUUAAAUUUUGGUCCAGCCACCACCCAUAUGGUUCCUGCAGUUAACAAAAGAAGCAAAGGUUCACCACCGGGUGAAAGGAGGUGUACAGAAAUGGGUGUAGAGAACAUAGAUGUUUGAAGGGGAUCUAAUUAGGAAAGUAUUUUUCCUGAUGGUCCAGAAUUUAAAAUUACAUCAUAGAAUCUUAUGAGAAAAUGAUAAUGUUCAGGUUAAGAACAGUUUAUUAUUUCCUCUCUAUUUUGGAGAAUAUUUUUCAAUAUCUUAUAUAAGAACCUAGUAAAAAAUUUUCUUCUUAACUGGUUUCCCACUAUAGGCCAUUAAUCCUGCUAUUAUUUCAAAGAUUAAACAACUAUAGUAAUAAUAGGAUUAUAUGUGCAUUAAUUUAUAUUACUUCAUUCCGCAAAGGAUUUGAGGUAGUUUUUAGAAGCAUAAACCAAUAGACAAAUAAAAUGGUAGGAUAGGAGUAGAAAGUAAAUUUCAGUAACCAUGGAAAAUAUAACAUAGUAUGUGUUGUUAAGACUGGAGGAAUAUAAACACAUAACCAAUCAGGGCCUAUAUAGUUGUUAUAAUGCAAUAGCAAAUUUGACUCUAAGCUUCUAGCAAGCAACAUGAAAAGGGAAGCAUGAUGGAUGUGGUUAAAUAAGACACAAUUUACAUGUUCCUUUACUCAAGGAGGCAAGUGUUUUUUGCCCCUUUGUUUCUUAUAGGAAGCACUGAAUAAUGAACUAAUGAUGGCAUUGGCCAUAUAGUGAAUGUAAUAAUGGAUUUUAUCAGGCAGUUUCUCUAAGCAUCUCUUGAUGAAAGAUGAGGCUGUGACAUCAAGAGACAAUUCUGAGGCUGGGCAUGGUGCCUCAUACCUGUAAUCCCAGCACUUUGGGAGGCCAAGGUGGGCAGAUCACUUGAAGUCAAAAGUUAGAAACCAGCCUGGCUAACAUGGAAACCCUGUCUCUACUAAAAAUACAAAAAUUAGCCAGGCGUGGUAGCAGUGCCUGUAAUCUCAGCUGCUUGGGAGGCUGAGGCAGAAGAAUUGCUUGAACCCAGCAGGUAGAGAUUGCAGUGAACUGAAAUCUCACCACUGCACUCCAGCUUGGGUGACAGAGCAAGACUCCGUCUCAAAAGGAAAAAAAAAAAAAAGACAAUUCUGAAAGUAGUAAGUGGUUCUACCAUGGGCCAGGAUGAGCGCAUCUGGGUUAUAGAUUCUAUCUCUGGCCUCAUCUAAUGGCUUUUUUUUCUUUUGAGACAGGGUCUCGCACUGGCCUGUCACCCAGGUUGGAGUGCAGGGUCGUGAUCAUGGCACACUGCAGCCUUGACCUCCCAGCUCAGCCUUCCGAGUAGCUGGGACAACAGGUGCAUGCCACCAUGCCUGGCUAAUUAAAAAAAAAAAAAAUUUUUAAGAGACAGGAUCUCCUUAUAUUGCCCAGGCUUGUCUCAAACUCCUGGUCUUAACCAAUUCUCCAGUCUUGGCCUCCCAAAGUGUUGGGAUUGCAGACAUGAGCCACCACGCCUGGCCCCCAAAGAUAUAAUAUGGUUAUUUGAAUAAGUGAUUUCCUCUCAAAACAUAAAUUCAUUGCUUCUGUUACUUUUGUAACUUUCUGAGAUGAAAAGUCGAAAAUUCCCAGAUUUUUUAUUGUUGUAAUGGUGGAAGAUUUUAGACAAGCAAGGAAGGAGCUAGAAUUACCCAUGUGAUAAUGAAUUAGAGUUGGAGGUGUAUGUAAGUAUGCACAGUAUGAAUUUAUGUUUAGCUUAAUAUAGAUACUGAUGGUUACACAUGACAAAUAUUUAUAGAUGUGCAUAGAUAGAUAGGUUGGUAUAUGCACAUGUAUUUCCUAGCUCCAUUGGCUAAGAGGGCCCAGAAGCCAUGUCAUCCCUGUAGCAACAAGCACAUUUAUCUUGGUUUGUAAUACUAUUCUUCAGUAAAAGCAACCAGGGCUCCUAGAAGCAAGGCCUAAUGAAAAUAUGUAAGAUUAGCCUGGAGCAUCUUAUAUAUCAGAAAGCAAGAUAGUACUCUAAAACUAAAAACAAUAAAACUGCUCCUCAAUAAUGGGAAUAUGUCAAAGGGUCACAGGAGCCAUGUGAAAGAGUUCGCAAUAGCCAACAAAAUGAAGAAGUAUUUGAAUUUAAAUCAAAGUAUAAAAUAAAUAUCUUUGAGUCCAUACUGAUGUAAACAACGGAUUGAAUAAAUAAAUAAAUGUGGGAGUCUAGACAAAUCUCCCAUGCAGAAGAAUUCCAAAUCAUUUAUGUAGGUAAAUACUUCACUGUCAAAGAGGCAGAGCAUAAUUAAUUCCCUACUCCUUUAAGUGUGGGCUGUUCUUAGUGACUUACUUCUGGAGUGCAGUAUAAACAGGAAAAAGAAGACAACUUCACAGUGGAGGAAUCUGGCAAACUAUCCCACCCAGAUGAUCAAGGUUUACAUCGAAAGCACUAAGCAAUGUUGAUACUGCACUGUGUUCCCUGGAUCUAAUGGGAUGAAAUGGCACUUUGUGUAGUUGUGCUUCCAGAAAAACCUCAUAGCCUUAGACUAAUCAUGGGAAGAACAUCAGUGGUAUCCUGGAUGGGAUCUUGGAAUAGUAAAAGGAUAUUGGUUAAAACUGAAUAGGGUAUAGAUGUUUGUUAGUAAUAAUGUAUCAAUAUUAGUUUAUUAAUUGUGACAAAUGUAACAUACUGUUGUAAGACAAUAAUAGAGGAAACUGGAUGUGAGGUGUAUGGGCACUCUGUACUGUCUUCACAGUUCUUAGGUAAAUCUGAAACUAUUCUAAAAUGAAAGUUUAUUUUUUAAAAGGUAGGAAAGUCUCACAUUUUGACUGUACUAUUUAGAUAAAACUUGGUGUUUUUAUCUGAGAAUGAGGUUUCCAAGAAUUGAAGAUACAAGUUAGCUAAGUAGUCAGUAGCAGUGAAACCAUAGAAUAUACUUGUGGUUUUAAGGCAGAUCUAUGCCACAGAGAGUAUCAGAACUAUGAUCCUUCCUACAAUGCUAUAUCUGACUAAAAAGAAAGAAAAAUAACUGUGGUCCUAGUUGCCAAUGUUGACUUAUAGCCAAAAAAAGAUAACUGUCUUAUUUGAAAGCAUCAUGAAAUGCUAUCAGUAUGCAGAAAUGAGAGGAGAUAACAGAGAGCUGUUCUAUUGUAUUUUUAUUUGAUGUUUUAAAAGAAUUGUUAAUAAUAUAAUGUGAAGAGAAGUCUUAGUUUCAGAGGAAUGGGAUGUUUGGAUUUUAAGAUUUAAUUUUGCAAAAUAUAGUCGGUCAUUUAAAAAGUUAACUUUAUAAUGAAAAGAGUUUGAAAUUGUUUUCUGUAUUAAUAUCUAUUUAUUUGUAAAAUUUACUUUUCUGCUUAGCUUUUUUUUUGGUAAAGUGAUUUUACCUCUUCUAUAUCAGUCCCCAAACUUUUUGACGAAUGGGGUGGGGGAUAGUUUCAGGAUAAAACUGUUCUACCUCAGAUCAUGAGACAUUAGAUUCUCAUAAGGAAUGUGCAACCUAGAUCCCUUGCAUGCACAGUUCACAAUAGGGUUUGUGCUGCUAUGAGAAUCUAAUGCUGCGGUUGAUCUGACAGGAGGUGGAGCUCAGGUGGUAAUGCUCACUCACCUGCCACUCACCUCCUGCUGUGUGACCUGGUCCCUAACAGGCUCAGGGGUUGGGCACUCCUGCUCUAGAUAACCUUUUGAAGAUCUGCAAAUUAACUUUAGUACUUUUUUGUAUUAUUUAAUAUUUUAAACAAACAAAAAUCUAGAGAAUAACGUAACACAUGUACUCUCUGCAUAUCCACUACUCUUUACUCAGACCCUAACAUUCUCAUUGUUGAAAAGAUGUAAGCUGGGCAUGAUGGCUCAUGUCGGUAAUGUCAGUACUUUGGGAGGCCAAGGCGGACAGAUCACUUGAAUCCAGGAGUUAGAGACCAGCCUGAGCUAUAAGGCAAAACCCUGUCUCUACAAAAAUUAGCCAGGUGUUAUGACAAGUAGUUCCAGGUACUCAGGAGCCUGUGGUGGGAGGAUCAGUUGACCAGAGACUAUAGUGAGUUGUGAUCCUGCCACUGCACUCUAGCCUGGUGACAAAGCAAGACCCUGACAAAAAAAAAAAAAAAAAGUAAACAUUACAGGACAAGCUGUGGUCCCCUGUGUAUCCUUUUUCAUUCCUAAUCCCCUUUAUGCACACUUUCCCACAGGUAAUUACUAUCCCAAAUUUGCUUUAAUUAUUCCCAUCAUGUUUUAUACUAUGACUACAAAUGUGUGAAGCUAUAUUCCAUUGUGCGUUAAUGCCAACAUUUUUAAUUUAUUUUACUACUGAUGGAAAAUUUAGGUUGUUUCCAGAUUUUAACUAUUACAUAUGCUUCUGUGAACAUUCUUAUUCAUUUCUCCUUGUGCACAUGUGCAAAAUUUCUCUGGAGUACACACCUGGGAGUGGAAUUGCUAGAAUCUGGCGCAUGCACAUGUUGUUGUAUUUAUCAAUAGUUAACUCUUAUUUAUUGCUGUGUUUUCCAUUACAUAUAUAUAUAUACCAUAAUUUGUGUAUCUAAUCACUUAUUUCUAGACAUUUGGGUUCUUUCUGUUUGACUAUUAGAAAUAAAGCAGCUGUAAACAUUUGGAUAUAAGUUUUUGUAUAGGCAUAUGCUUUGGUUUCUCUUAGGUAAAUGCCUAGGAAUGGAGGAAUAGCUGGGUCAUAUGGUAGGCUUAUGUUUAACUUUUUAAGAAAUUCCUGAACUGGUUUCCAAAGUGUUUGGACUGUUUUAUAUUCCCAGUAUCAGUAUGUGAGAGUUUUUGUUGCUCUACAUCCUCACCAACACUUGGUAUGAUUAGUCCUUUUUAGACAUCCUGUGGUGUGUGUGGUUUUUCAUUGUUUUAAUUGACAGUUUCCUGAUGACUAAAGAUAUUGGGUGCCAUAUGCAUAUUUUCCAUUUACGUAUCUUUUUUGUAAAGUUCAAAUCUUUAAAAUUGAGUUGGUUGGUUUUUAUUGAGUUUUGAGAAUUCUAUAUGCAAUUUGCAUACAAGUUCUUUACUAGAUAUGUAAUUUGCAAAUCUCUCUGUGGAUUGUCUUUUUAUUCUCUUAGCACUGCCUUUCAAAGAGAAGUUCUUAGUUUUGAUGAAGUUUAGUUUAUCAACAUUUUCUAGUAUGGGCAUUUAGGUUUUUGAUAUGUCUAAGAAAUCUUUGCCUAAACCAAGAUCACAAAGAUUUUCUCCAAUAUUAUUUUUUUUUCUUCUUCUCCAUCUUGUUUGGACCCAGUCUCACUCUGUUACCCAAGCUGGAGUGCAAUGGUGCAAUCUCGGCUCACUGCAAUCUCCAUCUCCUGGGUUCAAGUGAUUCUUGUGCCUCAGCCUCCUGAGUAGCUAGGAUUAGCAGCGUGUGCCAAUGCUCAGCUAAUUUGUGUCUGUGUGUGUGUGUGUGUGUGUGUGUGUGUGUGUAUGUAUGUAUGUUUAGUAGACACAGAGUUUCAUCAUGUUGGCAAGGCUGGUCUUGAACUUCUGGCCUCAGGUGAUCUGCUUACCUCAGCCUCCCAAAGUGCUGAUGACACAGGAUUUUUCUCAGCUACUUUGCCAACCAGGGACUUACUUGGCCAUGGGUCUGCCUCUGGCCCCCACCCACUUGGCCCAACUGUGUUGUAGCUUGUACCCAUGUUUAGUGGUUCCCAAGCUCUUAUCAUGCAUCUAAAACGAAUGAGGAUAUGCUGACAGUUUGAAGUGUGAGGAUGGGUGGAGAAGAAUUUUAUUGAAUGAUGGAACAGCUCUUAGCAGAGAGGGGAUGCAGGGGGUAGUCUCCCACCCCAUAGUCAGGUGGUUUCUCUCUCUCUGUGUCUGGGCCUGGGGCUUUUUAUAGACUCAGAAUGGGGAGUAUGUAUGGAUUGGUUUGUGAGUAUGCAAAAAAGGUUACAGUGAAGACAACACUCAAAGGUGGUCAUGAUAGUGUAGAAAACCAAUUAGGAAAGGGUAGAUAUGUGGCCAGGCAUGGUGGUUCAUGCCUGUAAUCCCAGCACUUUGGGAGGCUGAGGCAGGAGGAUCACCUGAGGUCAGGAGUUUGACACCAGCCUGACCAACAUGGUGAAACCACAUCUCUACUAAAAAUACAAAAAUUAGCUAAGUGUGGUGGCACACACCUAUAGUCCCAGCUACUUGGAAGGCCGAAGAAGGAGAAUUGCUUGAACCUGGAAGGUAGAGGUUGCAGUGAGCUGAGACUGCACCACUGCAUUUCUGUCUGGGUGACAGAGUGAGAGUCUGUCUCAAAGAAAAAACAAAGAGUAGGUAUGUGUAAAAUAGGUGAAGGGUAGGGGAUCCAUCAGAGGAAAGCAUGCCAAACAGGGAGACAGGUUCUCAAUCCAGUCCAUGGAUUUACCUGGGACUUGUAGGUAGGCUUUAAACUGUCUUAAUUUGAAGGUUGGGUUUCACUAGGGACCUGUCCCUACACCCGAUUUGCCUAGACAUUUGUCUGCCUCCUGCUACUACCAAUUCUCUCCUCUGAAGAGGUAUGUUUAAUGGCCAUUAGAAUAGGGAUAAUGAUUGAUAUUAACUGCUUCCUGCUGACAGGGGGUGCUAUGUUGGGAAAACGGAAGUCAGCUCUCCCUCAGAGGUCUAUCUAAGGUUCCCUGGUAAAAGGGAGUCAUUGUCUGAGGCUCCAGAAGCAUCACUGGAGUUUGAUGGCCUGAAAAUGAGAAAACACAACCACAUUAUUAGAAGACAUAUAUAAAAUCGAACUAAGGAGAUAAAGACAGCUCAAAAAUCCCAAGGCUGCCAACAUACCCAGAUAACUGGUGGCUAUAGUUAUGCCUGCUAAGAUUUGGGUGCAUGAGGCUUGGCUUUGGUCAGCUUCUUUGGUCUUAUUUUCCCAAACAAAGAAACUUCCAGGUUAGGACACCCUAUUUACUCCUAUCACCUGGCAGGAUUUGAGGAUAAUUGCCCAGAACUAGAAUAUUGAUCCAGAUUUUGACAUCACCCAUCCCUUUUGUUUCUUCUGAGCUACAGCUGAUGAUCACUAGUUGGUUUACAUAAAUAAGCAGGGUUAGUCUAAAAUGCAGACAAAAACUUAAAAACAACUAACGAGACUAGAAUUUAAUGACAAGUAUAUGAUAACUUUUGAAACAUAAUUUUUCUCUCUCCAGUCCUCAUUUUUGUCAAAAACAAAUCAUGAUAUGACUGAGUUGUUUGCAAAAUAAAAAUUUAGUCUUAUAUUUGGCCUGGUUAUUUGCAUAAAGUAUAGCAAGAAUAAUUAUUUUUCACACAGGCUUUUAAAAUUGGCUUUGAUGGAACUCUGUUCCACAAGGAAUUUAAGAUAAAACUUUUCAAAGCUGAGCCCAGCCAUGGGUUUGUACCCUCAAAUACCUAUGAGUUGGGUAAAUUCUUCUCUUUAGGUCCCAAGAUAUCACAGGGUUCUUGGGCCUAUUAUUUACUCACCACAGGUUGGGAACCCUGUAUAAGGACUGUGUAGAAGAAAAAGUAUGAGGCCAGUUUUCCCAAAGGGCUUUUAUUGACUCUGCAAGUCAGACUUGAUUUCUUAAAUGUAAGCACACCCUUCCAGUCAAAACCUUGGCAAAACAGUCAGUUUCUCCAAUUGUGUCCUGUUGCAAAAGAAAAUGGAUUCUUAUUGCACUGAUGCAAAUAACUGUGUUGCUGCAAAUUAAGAAUACUCAUGCCGGCGCGGUGGCUCACACUGGUAAUCACAGAACAUUGGGAGGCUGAAGUGGGCAGAUCAUGAGGUCAGGAGAUCAAGACCAUCCUGGCUAACAUGGUGAAACCCUGUCUCUACUAAAAAUACAAAAAUGAACUGGGCGUGGUAGCACAUGCCUGCAGUCCCAGCUACUUGGGAGGUUGAGACAGGGUAUUCACUUGAACCUAGGAGGCAGAGGUUGCAGUUAGCCAAGGUGACUCCACUAGAUUCUACCCUGGGUGACAAAGUGAGACUCCAUCCCAAAAAAAAAAAAAAAAAAGGAAUACUCACAAAUAAUUUCCAAAUUCUGGAGAAACUAGGCAGAAAGAAAUAAAUGCGCUUCAAAUUUAUUUUGUUUAUUGGAGUAUAGCUUAAUUGUUAAAAGCUAUAGGUAGCUCAAAAUAAGUUUCCCUGACUCUGAAAAACAAAACAAGGAUCAGCAAUGUUUUAAGCAAAAAGUUAAAAAAGAUUACUUCAGCUUUCUAUUAGUUCAGUACAUUUUGUUAAUUCUUCUUCUGCUUGAUAUUCGUGAGCAUUUCAGCUCUUCAUGAGUCCUGUACAUUUCUGCUCUAUUCCAAUGUGACAAUCUUCAAAGUUAUCAGAAACUUGGAUUUGAGAGCACCUGUCAAAGUCCUAUAGCUGAUUAUAAAGCAUCUUUUAAAUAGGACAAAAAUAAGACAGUUGUCUGUGAUGACAAAAUGUCUUUGGGUAGGUGCAGUCAAAAAUAUGAUUGGCAAAGAAAUUUGAUUAUUUCUGUGAUUUACAAUAACAAUGUAAUAAUCUUAGUUAUGACUGAUAGCAUAUACUCAGAGAUUAGAAUUUUAGAAAUAUCAUACAAUUUUGGAACAUAUAAUAGUAUUUUUACUAAAAUAUAACCUGAAGAAGAUUAAACAUUAUUUUUAUUUUGGCAAUCCCAUGUAACUAAACAUGUCAGUUAAUCCUGUUUACCUCUCUUUUGGAAGCUCCAAAAGCCUUCUGUAGCAUCCAAAAGUAAGGGGUCAGAAAAGACAAACUUGAAACUGAAGUUUGAUUUGGGGAAGCUUGUUAAUUAUGUUAGAGGUUUCAAACACUUUAUAUUAUGAAAUAGAAUUCCAGAUUACCAUAAGUCAUUUAUUUAGCCAAAAUAAUGACUCAAAAAUUUUUUUAAAGGUAAAAACUUUUUCUCAUUAAAAGGGAAGCUGGGUGCAGUGGCUCACACCUGUAAUCCCAGCACUUUGGAAGGCCAAGGCAGGCAGAUCAUCUGAGGUCAGGUGUUUAAGACCAGCCUGACCAACAUGGAAGAACCCCAUCUCUACUAAAAAUACAAAAAUUAGCUGGGUGUGGUGUGCAUGCCUGUAAUCUCAGCUAUUAGGGAGGGAGGCUGAGGCAAAAGAAUUGCUUGAAUCCAGGAGACGGAGGUUGUGAUGAGCCAUGAUCAUGCCAUUGCACUCCAGCCUGGGCAACAAGAGCAAAACUCUGUCUCAAAUAAAAGAAAUAAAAAGAGGGAAUACAGCUUUCCAAACAAUCUGUCUCUGGUGUCCCCCAUACCCUUUAUUUUUUUAUGAAACCUCAUAGAUAAUUCUGUCUAUUCUUAACUAGUUUGACCGUGAGGUGAUAUUCUUAUAAACUUUUACAAAUUUUUGUUAAAGAGAAGACCAGUGCCUUAAGAGAACCUUAUUGUGCUUUUAUUCUAAUGUUCAAUUUACAGAAAAACCAUAUAAUACCCUUUUGAAUUUAGUCAGUAUGUUCACAUACAGAAUUUCUUUUGCAAGAUUAAUUUUUACAAACCUUCCACAACUUGUUUAAACCUUGAACUUUAUCUUAUGCAACUUAAAACAAUUCUUUAAUUCUCUAAACUAGACAAAAACGUACAUUCCCAUGCCUUCUUAUAAUCCUUUGCUAAAAACAUAUUUUACUUUCCUUAAACACCUUGAUGUAAAUCUGUUUUCAGUAGUCUCAAUUACAGGGUAUAAUGGUAAACCUUAGCAAUUUUUAAUUUUAAUAUAAAGUCUGGUAACUUAUUUUAGUUAUGUGCUAGGCACAAAUAAGGUCUGACACUUUCCAAUAUAGUUAGGGGUGUAGUUAAUUCCAUGUGUCCGCAGACCUUACCAAACUGUAAAGCAAGCAAGGUGAACAAUUUUCAAAAGCCAAAGAAGCACGUUAGGUGCUGUGGCUCACACCUGUAAUUCCAGCACUUUGGAAGGCCGAGGCAGGUGGAUCACCUGAGGUCAGGAGUUCAAAACCAGUCUGGCUAACAUGGUGAAAACCUGUCUCUAUUUUUAAAAAAUACAAAAAUUAGCUGGGCAUGGUGGCACAUGCCUGUAGUCCCAGCUACUACUCAGGAGGGUGAGGCAGGACUAUCACUUAAACCUGGGAGGCUGAGGGAACAAAGAUCAUGAAACUGCACUCCAGCCUGGGCAACAGAGUGAGACUGUUGGAAAAAAAAAAGAGAGAGAGAGAAGAAAAAGCCAAAGAAGAAAUUUAUAACUUUAAAGCAUUUAAUAAACCUAGUAACUGACCCGCAUAAUUUAGAGCACAUGUUUACAUUUUAAAGACAUUUGUAUUUUACCAAUAAUCUCUAAAAAUUUCUAUUUUUCAAAGAUUAAAAUCAUGUGAACUAUGUUCUUCAUCUGUACCCCAGAACCUAAAGUGCAAUCAAAUAUAUUUUUUUUUAAAUCAAGUGAACUAAAAGGCAUUACAGCUUUUAUUUUUCCUUCAAAAGAUAUUUGAUCUAAGUGCUUAUUUUUCUCUAAGCCAAUUAAUUAGAGCUCUUUUUAUACAAACAUCACACAUGUUACACAUAUAUAACUACACAGACAGAAGAUCCAGUAGUUGUAAGAUUUUUCAUUGCCCAAUCAUCUUUUUUUUUUUUUUUAAUUUUUUAUUGGAUUUUAGGUUUUGGGGUACAUGAGCAGAGCAUGUAAGACAGUUGCGUAGGAACACACAUGGCAGUGUGCUUUUCUUUCCUUCUCCCCUUCACCCACAUUUGGCAUUUCUCCCCAGGCUAUCCCUCCCCACCUCCCCCUCCCACUGGCCCUCCCCUUCCCCCCAAUAGACCCCAGUGUUUAGUACUCCCCUCCCUGUGUCCAUGUGUUCUCAUUUUUCAUCACCCACCUAUGAGUGAGAAUAUGUGGUGUUUCAUUUUCUGUUCUUGUGUCAGUUUGCUGAGGAUGACGUUCUCCAGAUUCAUCCAUGUCCCUACAAACGACACAAACUCAUCAUUUCUGAUUGCUGCAUAAUAUUCCAUGGUGUAUAUGUGCCACAUUUUUCCAAUCCAGUCUAUUAUCAAUGGGCAUUUUGGUUGAUUCCAGGUCUUUGCAAUUGUAAACAGUGCUGCAAUUAACAUUCGUGUACAUGUGUCCUUAUAGUAGAACGAUUUAUAGUCUUUUGGAUAUAUACCCAGUAAUGGGAUUGCUGGGUCAAAUGAAAUUUCUAUUUCUAAGGCCUUGAGGAAUCGCCACACUAUCUUCCACAAUGGUUGAACUAAUUUACACUCCCACCAACAGUGUAAAAGUGUUCCUUUUUCUCCACAUCCUCUCCAGCAUCUGUUCUGGUUUGGUUUCUGUAUUCUGAGUUCUAACUUGAUUGUACUAUGGUCUGAGAGGCUGUUUGUUAUUAUUUCAGUUGUUUUGCAUUUGUUGAGCAGUGCUUUACUUCCAAUUAUGUGGUCAAUUUUUGAGUAGGUGUGAUGUGGUGCUGAGAAGAAUGUAUAUUCUGUGGAUUUGGGGUGGAGAGUUCGGUAAAUGUCUAUCAGGUUUGCUUGUUCCAGGUCUGAGUUCAAGCCUUGGAUAUCCUUGUUGAUUUUCUGUCUGGUUGAUCUGUCUAAUAUUGACAGUGGAGUGUUAAAGUCUCCCACUAUUAUUGUGUGGGAGUCUAAGUCUCUUUGUAAGUCAUUAAGAACUUGCCUUAUGUAUCUGGGUGCUCCUGCAUUGGGUCCAUAUAUGUUUAGGAUCGUUAACUCUUCUUGUCGUAUCGAUCCUUUUACCAGUAUGUAAUGACCUUCUUUGUCUCUUUUGAUCUUUGUUGCUUUAAAGUCUAUUUUAUCAGAGAUGAGAAUUGCAACUCCUGCUUUUUUUUGCUCUGCAUUUGCUUGGUAAAUCUUCCUCCAUCCCUUUAUUUUGAGCCUUUGUGUAUCCUUGCAUGUGAGAUGGGUUUCCUGGAUACAGCACACUGAUGGGUUUUGGAUUUUUAUCCAAUUUGCCAGUCUGUGUCUUUUGAUUGCUGCAUUUAGUCCAUUUACAUUUAGGGUUAAUAUUGUUAUGUGUGAAUUUGAUACUGCCAUUUUGAUGCUAAGUGGCUGUUUUGCCUGUUAGUUGUUGUAGAAUCUUCAUUAUGUUGAUGCUCUUUAACUUUUAGUGUGAUUUUGGAAUGGCUGGUACUGGUUGUUCCUUUCUAUGUGUAGUGCCUCUUUUAGGAGCUCUUGUAAAGCAGGGCUGGUAGUGACAAAAUCUCUGAGUACUUGCUUGUUCACAAAGGAUUUUAUUUUUCCUUCACUUCUGAAGCUCAGUUUGGCUGGAUAUGAAAUUCUGGGUUGAAAGUUCUUUUCUUUAAGAAUGUUGAAUAUUGGCCCCCACUCUCUUCUGGCUUGUAGUGUUUCUGCCGAGAGAUCUGCUGUGAGUCUGAUGGGCUUCCCUUUGUGGGUAACUCGACCUUUCUCUCUGGCUGCCCUUAGUAUUUUCUCCUUUAUUUCAACCUUGUUGAAUCUGACGAUUAUGUGCCUUAGGGUUGCUCUUCUUGCGAAAUAUCUUUGUGGUGUUCUCUGUAUUUCCUGCAUUUGAGUGUUGGCCUGUCUUGCUAGGUGGGGGAGGUUUUCCUGGAUGAUGUCCUGAAGAGUAUUUUCCAGCUUGGAUUCAUUCUCUUCAUCCCCUUCUGGUACACCUAUCAAACGUAGAUUAGGUCUUUUCACAUAGUCCCACAUUUCUUGGAGACUUUGUUCAUUCCUUUUUGCACUUUUUUCUCUAAUCUUGGUUUCUCGUUUAAUUUCAUUGAGUUGGUCUUCGACUUCAGAUAUUCUUUCUUCUGCUUGGUCAAUUCGGCUAUUGAAACUUGUGCAUGCUUCGCGAAGUUCUCGUAUUGUGUUUUUCAGCUCCUUUAAUUCAUUCAUAUUCCUCUCUAAGUUAUCCAUUCUUGUUAUCAUUUCCUCAUAUGUUUUUUUAAGUUCCUUAGUUUCUUUGCAUUGAUUUAAUACAUGUUCUUUUAGCUCACAAAAGUUUCUCAUUAUCCACCUUCUGAAGUCUAAUUCCGUCAUUUCGUCACAGUCAUUUUCCGUCCAGCUUUGCUCCCUUGCUGGUGAGGAGUUUUGGUCCUUUCUAGGAGGCGAGGUGUUCUGGUUUUGGGUGUUUUCCUCCUUUUUUCGCUGGUUUCUUCCCAUCUUUAUGGGUUUAUCCGCUUGUCGUCUGCGUAGUUGCUGACUUUUCGAUUGGGUCUCUGAGUGGACACCCAGAUUGUCGAUGAUGAAGUAUUUCUGUUACUUGGUUUUCCUUCUACCAGCCUAGCCCCUUCGCUGUACGACUGCUGAGGUCCACUCCAGGCCCUGCUUGUCUGGGGUGCACCUCUAGCAGCUGUGGCACAGUGAGGGAUGCUACCCGUUUCUUUUUCUGCUAUCUUUGUCCCAGGAUGAUGCCUGCCAAAUGUCAGUCUUUUGGAUAUAGAGGGGUCAGGGAGCUGCUUGAGGAGACAGUCUGUGUACUUUUUUGGAGCUCAAUUGCUGAGCUGUGAGCUCUGUUGUUCAUUCAGGACUGUUAGGCUGCUAUGUUUGAUUCUGCUGCAACAGAGCUCAUUAAAAAAAACCCUUUUUUUCUCAAAUGCUCUGUGUUGGGAGGUUCGGGCUUUAUUUUUCGAUGUCCGAUGAGGUGUCCUGCCCAGCUAGAAGGCAGACUAGCCACUGUUUGGCUGCCGAGGCUCCGCCCUGCUGUUGUGUGAUUCGCCCUGUUCCUGCAGGCUCUGCUGUGGUCUCCGCCACGCCCUGCGGCGGAGUCUCUUUGUUGUAGUGUGUUGCCUCGGCAACGGCAGGCUGCAUCAGCAGUGGGCGUGUAUCUCAGUAGGGACAGGUUGCCUCGGCAACGGAAGGCUGCGUCAGCAGUGGGCGUGUAUCUCAGUAGGGACGGGUUGCCUCGGCAACGGCUGGCUGCGUCAGCAGUGGGCGUGUAUCUCAGUUGGGGCGGGUUGCCUCGGUAGUGGUGGACACCCCUCCCCCACAGAGCGUCUCGGACCAUCUGCUCGGGAUAGUUUGAAAUCGUGGUUUUGUUCGUCCCACUGGGUGUCCCAAACGAUCUGUCCUGCAAUCCCCUGGGCUGGCCUACUGUCCACGUCUCGUUCAGUCUCAAGUCCAGCCCUCUCAAGUCUCAGGUUGCCGGUUCAACAGGGCACCUGGACAAGCGCGCCCUGUGGGGAUUGCUGGGUAGGGCCGGCCGCCGCCGCCCCGGCUGCCGGCUUCGCCAGGCCGACCUACUGCCUGGCGUCCCGUGUCUUUUUUAUACUUGGGAGUUUCCCCGUUCUGUGGGCAACAAAGAUCAGUCUGGAAAUGCAACUCUGACUCACCGUUUGCGGAUUCAACGAGAGCUCCAAUCCUGGGUUGUUCUCACAGCGCCAUCUUGAGUCCUCCCCAUCUUUUUUUUUUUUAAUGGGCCUCAAAAUUCUGUCAAAAAUUUUGGUCAAGUUGUUUCCAUUAAAAACUACUGAUUUUGGAAGAGGAGAUCCAAGAUGGUGGAAUAGGAACAGCUCUGGAUUGUAGCUCCCAGCAAAAACACAGAGGAUGAGUGACCACUGUAUUUACAAACUAAUUUUUACUGCCCACAGACCAGGAGAUUCCUGGGCAGAAAAGCACCACAGGUCUCUAGUACAGCUGUUUCAGCUGGCACAGUGGGUCUCCACACAAAAACUCACACAAAUCUGGGUGCCAUUUCAACUGGCAACUGGAAUGCCUGGGAGACAGAGUCACCCGUUCAACUGAGAAAAAGGGGGCUGAAACAGGGAGCCAGGUGAUCUGGCUUGGCUGGUCCCCCCCAACACAAAGACCAGCAAUCUGAAAUGCUCUGGAUUGAGAGUUUCACAGCAAGCACAGCUGGACCCAGGAUGGUACAGCUCCUUGGGGGGAAGGCUGUCCACCAUUACCAAGGCAGUCCACCAUUACAGAGACAGUCUGCCAUUUCCAAGGCAGUUCUAACUAUACACCUAUAAAAAAAACUGCAAGGACGUUCACACAGCAACUGGGCAGAGCCCAUGGCAACUCAGCAAUGCCUCUGCUGGCAGACUGUGACUAGGCUACCUCCUCACUGGGCAGGGCAUCUAUGAAAAAAGGGAGCAGCAUGACAGGGACUUAUAAAUAAAGCCCUACCUUCUAGUGACAGAGCACCUGGGAAAAAAAGGUGGUUAUGAAUUCUUCUGCAGCAGACUUAAAUGUACCUGCCCAGCAGCUCUGAACAGAACAAUGAAGCUCACAGCUCAGCAACUGAGCUCCUAUAAGGGACACACUGUCUCCUCAGGAGCUCCCUGAUCCCCGUAUAUCCAAAGAGUCACCUCAUAAAGGAGAGCUCAGACUGACAUCUGGCAGGUAUCCUUCUCAGACAAAAAUAGCAGAAGAAGAAACUGGCAACAACCCUUACUGUUCUGCAGCCACUGCAGGUGAUCCCCAGGCAAGCAGGGUCUGGAGUGGACCUCCAGCAGUCCUACAGCAGAGGGCCUGACUGUUUGAAGGAAAACUAAGAAGCAGAAAGAAAUAACUUCAUCAUCAACAAACUGGAUGUCCACUCAGAGACCCCAUCUGAAAGUCACGAACUACAAAGACCACAGGUAGAUAAAUCCAUAAAGAUGGGAAGAAACCACACAAAAAGGAUGAAAAUACCCCAAACCAGAAUGCCUCUCCUCCUCCAAGGGAUCACAACUCCUCACCAGCAAGGGAGCAAGGCUGGAUGGAGAAUGAGUCUGAUGAAUUGAUAAAAACAGGAUUCAGAAGGCGGAUAAUAACAAACUUCUCUGAAUUAAAAGAACAUGUUCUAACCCAAUGCAAAGAAACAAAUAACCUUGAAAAAAGGUUUGAGGAAAUGCUAACGAGAAUAAACAGCUUAGAGAGGAAUAUAAAUGAAUUGAUGGAUCUGAAAAGACCAACACAAGAACUUCACGAAGCAUACACAAGUUUCAAUGGCUGAAUUGACCAAGCAGAAGAAAGGAUAUCAGAGAUUGAAGAUCAAUUCAAUGAAAUAAAAUGAGAAGGCAAGAUUAGAGAAAAAACAAUGAAAAGAAAUGAACAAAGCCUCCAAGAAAUAUGGGAUUAUGUGAAAAGACCUAAUCUACAUUUGAUAGGUGUGCCUGAAUGUGACAGAGAGAAUGAAACAAAGCUGGAAAACACUCUUCAGGAUAUUAUCCAGGAGAACUUCCCCAACCUAGAUGUGCCUCAAGAUAUUCCUCAAGAAGAGCAACCCCAAGGCACAUAGUCAGAUUCGCCGGGGUUGAAAUGAAGGAAAAAAUUCUAAGGGCCGCCAGAGAGAAAGGUUUGGUUACCCACAAAGUAAAGCCCAUCAGACUCACAGCAGAUCUCUCAGAAGAAACCCUACAAGCCAGAAGAGAGUGGGGACCAACGUUCAACAUCCUUAAAGAAAAGAACUUUCAACCUAGAAUUUCAUAUCCAGCCAAACUAAGCUUCAUAAGCGAAGGAGAAAUAAAAUCCUUUAUGAACAAGCUAUUACUCAGAGAUUUCAUCACCACCAGGCUUGGGAGGGUGCAAGUGUCCAGGAAUUUAUUCAUUUUUUUCAGGCUUACUGGUUUAUGUGCAUAGAGUUGUUUGUAGUAAUCUCUGAUGGUGGUUUCUAUUUCUGUGGUGAUAUCCCAUUUAUCAUUUUUAAUUGCAUCUAUUUGAUUAUUCUCUUCUUUUUUAUUAAUCUGGCUAGUGGUCUAUUUUGUUGAUCUUUUCUAAAAACCAGCUCCUGGAUUUAUGGAUUUUUUGAAUGGUUUUUUGUGUCUCUAUCUCCUUCAGUUUUGCUCUGAUCUUAAUUAUUUCUUGUCUUCUGCUAGCUUUUGAGUAUUUUUGAUCUUGCUUCUCUAGCUCUUUCAAUUUUGACGAUUCCUGAAAGAAGCACUAAACAUAGAAAGGAACAACCAGUACCAGCCACUCUGAAAACAUACCAAAUUGUAAAGAGCAUCAAUACAAUGAAGAAACUGUAUCAACUAAUGGCAAAACAACCAGCUAGCAUCAAAAUGUCAGGAUCAAAUUCACACAUAACCGUAUUAACCUUAAAUAUUAGGUUAAACCAGGCUAAAUGCCCCAAUCAAAAGACUCAGACUGGCAAUUUGGAUAAAAAGUCAAAACCCAUAGGUGUGAUGUAUCCAGGAAACCCAACUCACAUGCAAGGAUACACACAGGCUUAAAAUAAAGGGGUGGAAGAAGAUUUGCCAAGCAAAUGGAGAGCAAAAAGAAAAGCAGGAGUUGCAAUCCUAGUCUCUGAUAAAAUAGACUUUAAACCAACAAAGAUCAAAAGAGACAAAGAAGGGCAUUACAUACUGGUAAAAGGAUCACUGCAACAAGAAGAGCUAAUGAUCAUAAAUAUAUACGCACUCAGUACAGGAGCACCCAGAUGCAUAAGGCAAGUUCUUAAUGACCUACAAAGAAACUUAGAUUCCCACACAAUAAUAGUGGGAGACUUUAACACUCCACUCUCAAUAUUAGACAGAUCAACCAGAUGGAAAAUUAACAAGGAUAUCCAGGACUUGAAAUCAGACCUGGACCAAGCAAACCUAAUAGACGUUUACAGAACUCUCCACCCCAAAUGCACAAAAUACGCAUUCUUCUCAGCACUGCAUCACACCUACUCUAAAACUGACCACAUAACUGGAAGUAAAUCACUCCUCAGCAAAUGCAAAAGAGCAGAAAUAAUAAAAAACUCUCUCAGACCACAGUGCAAUCAAUUUAGAACUCAGAUUUAAGAAAU
Messenger RNA from Callithrix jacchus (white-tufted-ear marmoset), 55201 nucleotides. The record is from RefSeq and is a predicted model, not a curated record. Lineage: Eukaryota; Metazoa; Chordata; Mammalia; Primates; Cebidae.